AGCAAGAGCGGCGGCUGGAGACGGAGGCGAGGGAGGCAGCAGGCGGGGAGCGAACGGCGGGCAGGUACAGCCGGGAUCCGCGCAAAGUGCCGAGGGGUUGGGGGGACCCGGAGGGGAGGAAGGAAGGGGGGCAUCACCCCACACAUGGCCGCCCCACUCCCCCUCCGUCGCUUUCGAGCAACAAGGAAGGCAAAGAAAAGGGUGGUUUGGUCCUGCGGGGGGGAUGGCGCGGGAUCCCCCUCCCUUCCCUGGGGUCUUUGCUAGACAGGGCGGGGGAGCCCCUGCCUGGGUCUGUGCCAGCAGCAGACGCCCCAUCUGUUGCCCCCACCCCUCUUUUGUGGUGGCGCUUCUUGCACUGCUCGCCCCCCUCCGCCGGCUCUUUUAAGCCCACCGUUCAGGGAGGUUCCUCGCUGGUUUUUCUCUCCGGUUUGCGAAAGGGGCUUCCUAGCAAGUGGGCGGCCGUCACAGGAAGGAAGCGGGGCCGGGAGAAGGGGGGAGGCGAAACGAACAGGUAAGGGAAUAGGGGCGAGAAUGCCAAGUCAGAGAAGAGAUGGCACCAGCUGGGUGUGUGUCUGGGUGGAAGAGAUCAACUCUUUCCUUCUUCCCCGCCACACAAUGAUUGGGUUCCUUACCCUGGAAGAGCCCGAUCCCGAGUGGAGGAGCCUGGCUAACGCCCAUCACACUCCAGCUGGGCUUGACUUGCCUGUGUGUGUGUGUAUUGGGGGGGGGGUCGCUUAGUAGGUAACAGAGACAUCACCUCGCUGGCCCCUGAUCUGGCGAUUCUACGCGAUUUGCCGGUGGACUUGUUUGCAUCUGGUUCUUUGCUUUUGUUAAAACGAAAAACACCCCCCCCCUCCCGUCUCGUCAUUCCUGGAACCAAAAAAAAUUAGGCAUUUGUACUGGAGGAAUUUCCAAGCAUGUUAUCUUAGCGGGGCUGGUGAGGAUGCGGAUUCUGCUGGAAGGGCCAGAAUUCCUCCUGCUAUACCUUUAUGAUGGCUGUUUGGAGUUCAAGGGAGUGGGUUUCGCGAGGAGGGGUCUCCAAGCUCUGGGAAUUGGGUCAACUUGAUUGAUGGUGGUGUGUUCUGGAAUGGAAGAGAGGAAGGAGCUCUAGGCUCUCAUGUACCUUUAAUUGAAUGCAUUGCUUUUUUAGAAAAAGGAGAAGGGGAAAAAGAGCAUUUCCUUAUUUUGUUAAUCCCCACAAAAGAUCUGAGAGUGAAAUCCAAUUGUUCCCAUUUUGCAGAGUGGGAAAACUGAGAUUAGGCUUACCCCUAGAGGACCUAUGCCUGUGAUGUUGUUUUGAACCCUGGUUUCCGAGGCCCAGUGUUGUAUUUGAUGGACAACUCUGAAAUGUGUGUGUAACAGGUUGGUCUCUCUCUCUAUUGGCAGGAAGAUUGGUUGAUCCCAGACUGUUCCUCCUACUUGUGCUUCCCUCCCUGGUUGCGGGCGUAAUAAUGUGUUGGGUCUUAGAAUGGUUAUGGUUGCUGUUCCACCCAGUGCUUCUUCCAGGCCUCUUUCUGGGAGGGGUCUGCUUAUAAUUCAUGCCUGUUAAGGAGGGAAAAGUAGACAAAAAGGCAUUGGGGAGGGGGAGAAGCUUGGUAUGUGGGAUGGGAGAUUUCUCUCUCCUUCCUGUGAGGUGGAAGAUUGAGAGGCUGAGCAUUUGGGUUGGGGGGAGAGGAGGAGAAAUGAAAUAGCUUGUUGGAGGAGCUAUAUCAAUGAAGAGCGAACCCAGCGGUCUGUGGUUUGCUUGGGUUGCAGAAGGUUGCAUUGAAUGAAAAGGGGGGGGUGUAUGCACAUUGGUUAGGAUAUUUGGAGCGAGAGGCUGAGAGGCUGGUGGGUACUGAUGUUAUGAGGUGGUCUGCUGUGGGGCCACCAUCGUGGGUGGGGCUGAUUCAGUGCCUUAGUGUGGUGGGAAGGGACAAGGUGGCAGCGGGAAGCCACUGGAAUGUGUGUAUCGGCAGCAGGAGUGUGUAAAGAUGUGAUUGUAUAUUACACUUAUUUAUUGCAGUAUAGGGUUUGCAUGUUUGUUCCAGUUCAGCUGAAGAAUGGGGGGCAAGGUUGCUGGGUGACCCUUAAUUUUGGGGGGGGAUCCCUUCCCACCACACUCAAUAGAAACCACAGAAACAUAGUUUCUCCAUGCCCACAUACAGCUCCAUAUACAUCCCUAUUUUUAAGUAUGCUCAGUAGUCUAAGUAGAUGACACUGGGCUAGGCGGACUGAUGAUCUAAUUGGCGUCCCUCACUAUGUAAGCUAAGGUGGGGGCACUUGCAGGCUUUGUGUGUGUGUGUGUGUGUGUGUGUGUGUGUAUUACAGUUCUGUGAUCUGUGGGCAAGAAGUACAAAAUAGCAUGGGAAGUUGGGUAGGGAUAUUGGGAGGUGUUACUGUGUAAUAGGUGUAGAUUCGAAGCUGUGUGUCUGCAUUAUCUAGAGCUACUGUGUUCUCUAGAUUAGACUCUAUGAUAAAUUCUGCAAGUCUCUAUCAACAAAGAGUUUUGUAGUUCCUUUAAGACUAACAAAUUUGUCUUAAAAGCGUUGGUCUUUCAGGUGCCACAAGAUAAUGGUUUUGGCUGCAGAAGACUAGCACAGCUAUCCCUGUGGGGAAGUACCAUCACAGGGUGUUAGGCUCAAAACAAGGCUAUAACAUCAAAGUGUAGAGUAGCUCUUUAUUUCUCUCCAUUUUAAAAACAUUUUCUUAGGAGAAACUGAUCUGUGUUUAUACCACACCUUAGAAUAGUGCUUGGUAGGGCCUCUGGGAAGCAGGUAAAAUUGCUUCAUCAGCCAGCCUUUGCCCACGGCUACCAGUUUGCCCAUUCCUGCUUUAAUGCAUACUUUAGCCACCAGUUCAUACUUGCAGCCAGUGGUAAAAGGAUAGAUUUGCAUUGCUUGCUAAUGGCUGGAGCCAUUGAAUUUGUAAGUGUGGGGAUAGUACCGUAUGUGUUCACCUGAAGUGUGAAAACUCUGAUCUUGCAUAUGAAGGGCAGGAAGUGACCACAAACGUUUUCAGAGAGCUGUUUUGGGGAUGGCAUAUUGACAAGUUGGGGAGAUGAAUUAAAAAAAACCCAGCGAAGCAUGGGAGCUUUCUGAAACCUGGAUGGUGUGCAACAUGCGGCUGAAGGCCUGUAGGCACAAGGGAUCUAGUUCACACACAAAACCACAGCGCUUGGUUUCUUGUUACUUCGCCUCUUUAAGCUGAAUGUGCGAUGCCAGUCUAGUGAAAAUCAUUGUGUUUGAAGUGAUGGGGAAAUGUCGUUUAUGGCCUACAGUUGGGGGUGGAAGGCAGACUGCUUGACCUACAGAAAGUCCCAUGUUCAGUCCUUACUAUCUCCAGGCAGGUCUAGGAAAGACUGCCAAACCCUGAAGAGUCUCUGCCAGUCAGUGAAAACAAGGCAGGGCUGGUUGAAGGUUGAUCUCUAUAAGGCAGCUCUCUAUUUUCCUAGCUCAUUCAGACAUGCAGAGUAUUGCCUUGAUUAUAGAAUCAUAGAAGAGUUGGAAGGGACGCAAGGGUCAUCUAGUCCAACUGCCUGCAAUGCAGGAAUCUCAGCUAAAGCAUCCAUGACAGACGGCCAUCCAACCUCUGCUUAAAAACCUCCAAGGAAGGAGAGCUCACGGCCUCCUGAGGGAGAUUGUUCCACUGUCAAACAGCUCUUACUGUCAGAAAGUUUUUCCAUAUGUCUAGUCAGAAUCUCCUUUCCUGCAACUUGAAGCCAUGGUUUCAAGUCCUCCCUUCCAGAGCAGGAGAAAACAAGCAGGAGAAAACAACCAUCUGACAGCCCUUCAGAUAUUUGAAGAUGGCUGUCAUAUCUCCUCUCUGUCUCCUCUUUUCCAGGCUAAACAUAUCCAGCUCCUUCAACCGUUCCUCAUAAGGCUUGGCUUCUAGACCCUUGAUCAUCCUAGUUGCCCUUCUCUGCACAUGUUCCAAGGUGUGCAGAUGGCUCCUUGAUGAUGGAGCCAUCAUCUACGAACCAGCCCAUAAGGCCCCAUUUGAAUAUGAGGUGAACUGGCAAGAACUUUCCAUUGAAGCAUUGCACAUGCCCAGUAGUCAGUUUAAUUGGGGCCCUGAGCAAUUGCAUGUCUUCUGUGAACAUUCUAGGGAUCUGUAGCUGAGGCAGGUUUUGCAGUGGCAUGCAGUGGCUGAGGACCCUAUGUAAAUGAGACUCCCAUUAACAUGCAGUGCAGCAUGGGCAAGUUCUUUUUGCCUGCCCGUAUCAUUUUUCAGUGAGGCCCCACAAUAUUUGUUUGGAGAUGAUGUACAUAGCAAGGAUCGGGAUGGUGGACUUGUCAUGUUCCAGCAGGUGCCAUUGUGGGCCAGUGUCCCAGUCCAGGGAGGUAUAAGACACCUAUGCAAAACACUCUCCAAGGGGAGCUGGGAUGAUGGUGCCCAAAGCAAGCUAAGCUCUGAAGCCCUAAGAAUCAGUCCAGGUUCAAAGUAUCAUUGAAAGGCAAGGCCAAGGGACAAGUCCACAGUCAAUACCAAAGGGAAUACAAGUCACAGCCUUCCUGGGGCCACAUGCCAAUGGUGGGCCAAGACAGAAGUGAAAGUGAAGGGGUAAGACGUGACCUUCGUACAGCCGCCAUGCAAAAGCCAGAAGUUUCCACACACACACAAACUUCAUGUCUCCCUCCACCCUGGCAAGCAAGAGGCAUUGCCUCAGUUCAAAGACACAUUCUCGUUAGGCAAAGCGCUUGACAAUGGUGUAGAGCAGGCCAGGGGUUGUGUGGCCCAGGGGAGGCUUAGAGGGCCACAUUUGGCCCCUGGGCCUGAGUCUGAAGCUCCUGCUGUAGAUAUUGGGUUAUUUGUGUGGAGAGAAUCCUUGGGCAUGAGAAGGGAGCCACCUCUGGUUAGUGCCAUCUUUGUUUGUUUUGUGUGACAGGUGGCAUUGCUGCCUUCAGCUUUUCUUCAUUGUUGCAGGGGUGUGUGUGUGUCUCUGUGUGUGUCUGCUUGUGCAUGUGAUGCAAGAUGCUGUGCUUGCUUCUCAAUUCUGUGGGUGCUGUUUCAUGCUGUGCAUGGCGGGUGCUAAUGAGAAGCUGCAAGGGUGUUGGAAGGAAGAAAACGAGUUCCUUGGCGGCUGUGACUCUUUACUUGGGGUGGCGGCGGGUGGGAAGUGUGGAUCUCUAGCCAAGAGGUGCUGUUACGCAUUUGCAGCCCCUUUCGGGAGGGGCUCCAGGGAGAUUUUCAGAUUGGCAUUAGUAAUUGUAAGCCUAAUUCCAGAAGACUCCCUUUAUUAGCAACCCUCCAAAUAAGUGCUACGCGACCUGGCUGCCCAAUCCUUCCUGCAUGCCUCCUGGGAGGAGAAUUCCAUUCAGUGAUGGGGUGGGGGAAUCUUUGCCCCUCCAGAUGUUGCUGGACUGUAGCUCCCAUCCACCAGUGGGGCCAGGGAGGAUGGGAGUGGCACAGUACAGUGAGAUCUGGAGGACCACACAAGUUCCUCAUUCCUGAUGUGUAGGAUGGCAGCUGAUUAUACACACAAAAACACAUAAACAUGUCAUUUCUGCUCUGCUGCUAGAGGCUUUGCCUUUUGACUGCCCAAUGUUGGACUGGUGCUUAACCACCGUUUCCUCUUCUCUUCCCUCCCCCCCACUUGCAGGCUGAAUGAGCUGCCUGUGUCUGGCCCUGCCUGACCCCAGGCAACUCCCUGGUGAUCAUGUGGCGGCUGCUGCUUAUGGCCACCACUACAGCUGUGGUCCUCCUUUCCUCGCCGCCACCUGUCCUGGGUGUGCUGUCCCCACGCGCCGCCUUCACAGUCUCGGACCUGUCCCUCACACACCUGGCUGUCCACCAUGACACGGGCGAGGUCUACCUUGGGGCCAUCAACCGCAUUCUCAAGCUCUCGGCCAACCUGACCCAGCUGCGGGCUCAUACCACGGGCCCGGUGCCCGACGACCCCCGCUGCUACCCUCCGCCCGGUGUGCGACUCUGCGCUCAUCGCCUGGCCCCCGCCGACAACGUCAACAAGCUUCUGCUGAUUGACUACGCUGGCAGCCGCUUGGUGGCCUGUGGCAGCAUCUGGCAAGGGGUGUGUCAGCUCUUGCGGUUGGAUGAUUUGGCCAAGCUGGGGGAGCCGCACCAGCGCAAGGAGCAUUAUCUUUCCGGCGGGCGCGAGCCAGACGCCAUGGUUGGUGUGAUUGUGGAGCAGCCAAGGGAGCCCAGCCAGUUUUUUGUGGGCACAUCCAUUGGGGGGCGCUCAGAGUAUUUCCCCACUCUCUCCAGCCGCCGCCUGACCCCCGACGCCAGCAGUCCCGAGAUGUUCAGCCUAGUCUAUCAGGAUGAGUUUGUCUCCUCCCAGAUCAAAGUACCUUCGGACACUCUCUCGCUCUACCCAGCCUUCGAUAUCUACUACGUUUCUGCAUUUGUCUCCGGUGGCUUUGUGUAUUUCCUCACCCUGCAGCUGGACACAGCUCAGACCCCGCUGGAGCCGGCGGGAGGCCCAGGUGGUCCGGGCGUGACUGGCGGAGAGCGGUUCUUCUCCUCCAAGAUCGUGCGCUUGUGUGCCAACGACACAGAGUUCUACUCUUACGUGGAGUUCCCGCUGGGCUGCUCCAAGGAUGGCGUGGAGUACCGCCUUGUGCAGGCUGCGCAGCUGGCCAAGGCAGGCCGCGAGCUGGCCCGGUCGCUAGGCAUCGCGGAAGGCCAGGAUGUGCUCUACGCCGCCUUUUCGCAAGGCCAGAAGAACCGCGCUGCCCCGCCCCGCGAGAGCCUCCUCUGCCUCUUCACGCUGGAUGAGGUCAACCAGCGCAUCCGGGAGCGCAUCCAGUCUUGCUACCGAGGGGAAGGCCGGCUCUCCCUCCCUUGGCUUCUCAACAAAGAGCUGCCCUGCAUCAACACGGUACGAGGCUGCGCAAUUUGGACUCCCCCCCCCCCCAGUUCCUACUUGCUAGUUUCUGUGUCUCCCCCCCCAAGAAUAGGACACCCCCUCCCCAAAAUUUUGGUGCUUGAGAGAUGUUUGGGCCUUUUCUGCCAUUCUCUCUUGGUCCCAUUUUGCCCCAGAACUCACACGUAACAGCCCAGGAAGUCUUGUUUUGGGUCUUGUGAACAAAACCUGUUACAUUUCCUCUGAAAAGUGAGGCACAAACACACUGUAGGAUAGGGGUGAGGAGCCUGUGGCUGCGUGAUGUCAUUGAACUACAAUUCCCAUCAUCUCUGACUGCUGGCUGGGGCUGAUGGAGCCCAACCUCCUCUGGAUGGCCACAGAUUCCCCAUCUCUGCUCUAGAAUAUAGGAGUUGCUGGGGAAUAGAGUGCCAUUGUGUACCCAGCUCUAGCUCUGUCGUGCAGGGAAAGGGCACCCAAUCCCGUUUGAUGUUGACUCUCGCCUCCAUGUCUCCCUGUCUCCAGCCCAUGCAGAUCAAUGGGAACUUCUGUGGGCUGGUGCUGAACCAGCCCCUAGGGGGCCUGCAGGUCAUUGAAGGGCUCCCGCUGCUGGAGGAGAAGGCUGAGGGGAUGGCCAGCGUUGCUGCCUACACCUACCGUGGCCACUCGGUUGUCUUCAUUGGAACGCGUGCGGGCAACCUCAAGAAGGUGAGAUGUUCUCCUUCGGUGUAUGGAAAAGGGGUGGGGAGGGCGAAUGUGGGAGGGCGGAAGUGGUUGUCUCCACACGAGUGUGGCUGGAUUCCCUGGUUCAGUCCCCAGCAUUUCCAGGCAGGGCUGGCAAGGAGCCUGCCUGCAAUCCUGAAGAGAUUCCUCUCGGUGUAGACAACUCUGAUUUAGGCAGCUUCCUAUGAGACAUCAUGGUCUUAAUCUGAGCUGGGUCUGUGUAAAUGAAUUAAAAUUCCUCAGAAGCCUCCCCUAAUCGGGACCAUCCUCUCUGGCACAGCUACUGUAUUUUCUAGAAGAGUUUUCUGUUACUAGUGGGGGUAUGCUAUCAUUUUACCUUCACCAGGAAAAAUAAAAAUGCAUUCUCCAACACGGUUUAUGUGGUCAGGUGGUCUCAUUUUUUCCAGAACAGAAGGGCACAUCUUGUGUAAUCUCAUUCAGAACUCCUAAGUGUCACUGUUAGAAUUUUAAACAAAAGUCAGUGUCAGGCUGUAGAAUGUGAGUGAUGCAUUGGCUGAGAUUAUAUUUUUCUGUGCAUUGUGGCCACAUAUUUUGAGUACCUCUGUCUAUGUGCUGAGUGCCCUGUUCUCAUCACUGCAGUCUCCCUAGCUGGGCUCCACACACCUGGGCUGGCAAGGGUGGAAGCAGCUUCCAGGAAAUCUUAGGCACCCGCGUGCAUUUCUUAUUUUUAAUUAAUUUCACACUUCUGGUAUCACAUCUUCCACUUGCUGUGCUGAGAGUUGGGCAAGAAAGUGCCAAGAGAAUAAAAUUAGUUCAUGCUAGGAGCUGCAUGCUCAGGAAUUGGGCCGUGCCCCAUGGGAUGCCAGGCAACUGUCCCACACCUCUCGCAAUUACACUUUGAGGUGGGGAGGGGGUUGCAGUGUGGAAACAUAUCUGGCAACAGUGGUGGUCACUGGACAGACUUCUAUUUCAUUGGAUUUCUUACUCUCCUCCUCUCCGUGUCUCAGGGCAGGAUACAACAAUAUAAAGAUACAGUAUUAAAACCAGUUAGAACAAUUUUCAAUCAGAAGAACCGGGUGGGUCCUUCUAUUUCAAGUGACAAAGGUCCAGGUAAAUUGCUGGUUACUGUCUCUCCCCCCCCCCCAAAAAAAACCAACAACAACCCAUAAGCCUUGACAUUCUAGAUCUAGCAAAAUAUUCCAGAGGGGCAUCUGAACUGGUAUGCAAUGCCCUUUCCAGUCUCUGGAACGUGUCCAGAGGAGGGCAACCAAAAUGGUCAAAGGCCUGGAAAUGAUGCCUUAUGAGGAACGGCUAAGGGAGCUGGGCAUGUUUAGCCUGGAGAAGAGGAGGUUAAGGGGUGAUAUGACAGCCAUGUUCAAAUAUAUAAAAGGAUGUCACAUAGAGGAGGGAGAAAGGUUGUUUUCUGCUGCUCCAGAGAAGCGGACACGGAGCAAUGGAUCCAAACUGCAAGAAAGAAGAUUCCACCUAAACAUUAGGAAGAACUUCCUCGACAGUGGAAUUUGCUGCCAAGGAGUGUGGUGGAGUCUCCUUCUUUGGAGGUCUUUAAGCAGAGGCUUGACAACCAUAUGUCAGGAGUGCUCUGAUGGUGUUUCCUGCUUGGCAGGGGGUUGGACUCGAUGGCCCUUGUGGUCUCUUCCAACUCUAUGAUUCUAUGAUUCUGUUUAUGGAAAACCUCUUCUCUCAACCCAACCCCCCAAGCAUUGCCUGCUGUGCAGUGGGGGUGGGAGAGAAGCCGUUGUUACUGGCAGCCCCCACCCUUUGCCAUUAGUUGCCACUUUGCAGAGGCUUGUGCCCAACAGACCUGGCGCAUUAAAUAUUAACCGGGCGGCGCAUGAGCUGGCGCACCCCUCCUCCGUCUAGCUGGGGGGGGGGGUUCCAAGUCUGAGAGAGCAGCAGAGCCAGAUGGAGAUUGUAAUUGUGCACUGUAAAAGAGCUGGAGGGGUCAGGGGAGUGUCCAGGCAUUGGGGUCGCAGAGGCUGAAGCUCAGGUAAUGUUGCCUGGUGGGGCAGAUGCGCCAGGGUUAAUCCUCCCCGCUUUUUCCACAUGUUCCAACCUGAUUUGGUUGCCUUUUGCAGCAAGUGUGCGUGGUUGGUGGGAAGGAGAUGUUGCUGGCAGAUGGGAAGCAUGCGACCUAAAGCCAUAAAUUAUCCUCAGUUAGGUUCAGGGUUCCCUUUGUCACCAGGAUGUGGCCCCAUAAUUUACUUAAGGUAACAUCUUCCAUCUCUGGAGCAUGUGAAGUCAUAAUGUGUUUCCUAGCUUGUACAGAAUGCUUUCCCCUCAUCAUCUGUCUGCAUCCCCUGCAUCUGUCCAUCUCUCUUUUUAUUUUAUGUUGUUAUUUUCUCCCUUCCUCCCUAAACAGUGCCUUGGUUGUAUGUCGGCUUUGGUUUCAGUCUCGCUUUCUUGCUCUGCCUCAGUCCUUGCCGGACAAUUUGGCUCCUUUCUUUCUCGCUCUUUGGGUUACCUACCAUUUUAAAUUGACCCAAAAGGUGGGCCUUUUCGAGGUGCAAUGUGGGUGUUUUAGCCUCCUGACUACUCUGAUUCUGGAGAAAACCCAACCCCAGCUGCCCAUUCCAGCUUUCUCUCUGUCCCGUGCUGCCUCCCACCCCCCACCAGCUGUGGGGUCAGUUUUGAAGUGGAAGGGUCCUUGGGAGCGUACGGGGCGUCUGGUCUUUGGGGCUGGUGGCCUGGAAUUGAGUUACAGCUUGUUGUGGUGGGGGAAGACGGAGAAGAGAAAUGCUGUUUAAACUCUUGAACCCCUGGCAGGGGGCAUGAAGGGAGGUCACGACCCCCUUCUGUCCCUCAUGCAAACGGUGGCGAUUCAAUUAGGAUGGCAGGAGGCAGGGAGGUAGCCCCUCCGUCUGCCUCCCAUUCCCAGAUCCCCCUCUGCCGCCUUCAGUACACUAAUUGCCUUGUUGCUGUGCAGCCUGGAGCCUCACCCAGGGGUGACCUGCCUGUUCCCCCAGUCAAGUCUGAAAAGGACCAUUAUCCCGUUCCUUGGGGAAGGGAGGAGGACUCCCAUCUGAGUCUCCAGCUCCACAACUGCACUGACCCCCAGGGGCCUGGUUGGUUUGUGGGGGAGGCUCAAUGGGGCUUUGUUGGCCAGGAUGAAAGCUCCUUUGAGCAAUCUCCUGGGGGCAAGUGUGUGUGUGUGUGUGUGUGUGUGAGAGAGAGAGAGAGAGAGAGAGAGAGGGAAUCUUCCCCAUUGUAGGUAUUUUCUUCAGAUGUGGAAAAGAAAGCAUCCUUCCGUUCUGCCCCAGGGCUCCACCUUAAGCCCAUGAGGCUACCACAUCACUCCAGGGCAGGGGGUAGUCAGUGUGGUGCCCGUUUGGUUGUUGCGGACUCCAUCAGCCCCUGCCAGCAUAGCCACUAGUGAGAGAUGAUGGGAGUUGUAGUCAAGCAACAUCUGGAGGCUUCCUCCACUCUAGAAGAUAGUUCCACUCAGUCUCCCACCACCUGUCCUAGGGGCAACUUGUCUCUUUCCCAGACCACACGCAAUGGGCACUUCUAAUGGAGUUGUGGUUGUGUAGUGUGGUGGCAAAUCUUGAGCAUUAUGAACCUGUGAGGGGGGGAUUCACUUCCAUCUGUUGCCUCUCCACUGCCCACUCUUCUCUCCCCUCCCAAACUUGCCAGAUGCCUAUGAGGUGAUUUUGUAGAGUUUGCACAGGUUCCAAGGACUGUACUCAGUGCCGGAUUUACAUAUAAGCUCAACAAGCUAUAGCUUAGGGCCCCACUCUCUUGGGGGCCCCAAAAAAAUUGAAAGAAGAAAAAAACCCUGGAUGUACAUUUCCAAAAUAUAAGAUAAAAAACAAAUAAAAUAAAGCCUACACACAGCAACAGUGUUUUGUGUUGUGUAGGCUCCUAUAAUAUAAGUCAUGGGCCGUGCCUGCUAUGUAAAGGGCCCCAUUACCUUCAGUAGCUUAAGGCCUCAUAAACCUAAAUCUGGCCCUUGACUGUAGUCUUCCCUUUUUUACUUCAUACUUUUUAGGAGAGCUUCGAAUAAAGACAAUCUAUGUUUCCUUCCCUUCUGUUUCUGUGUCUGUUUUGGAAACAUAGAUGCUUGUGACCCAGUUGUCCUUAUUUAUUGGGAAUGUGGUAUUUUAUACCUGUUCCUGGCAAUUCAUUGGGGUGUGUUUUUUUAACAUUGUAAAUAAGCAGCGGAGUCUCUCAAGUUUCACCCCCCAGCCCCAGGUCUCUAGGAGCUGUGUUUACACUUCUCUGUGUUUAUACAUGUGUGCUUCUGCACAGAGGGACACACACAGAGCUGCCGAACCUCUUCCAUCCCUCUCCCAUUACUCUCUCUCCAGAUUAUAAAUGUUGCUGAAUGCGAUUAAGGCUGCAAUCCUUUGGGGAUAUCGUGGGUCUGACUUCUGAGUAAACUUCAUUAGGGUUGCUCUGUACAUUCUCCUCAUUAUAGAAUAGCAGCAAACAGAUCUAUUUCAUGAUUGAACUUUUAUUGGGUUUUAGAAGGAGGAAAUGGUUCUGCUCAGUUUAUUCACACACCGCUUUGGAAGCCAGUGCAGGCCAGGCUAUUUAUCGAGGUUAUUUUUAGACUGCUUUUCAGUCCUGUCAGAUUCCCGAAGUACGGAUACAAUAAAAUAUGCUAACAAUUCAAAAUAACAUUACAAGGAGGGAGGGAGAGAGUGAAAUGAAGCAGCCCUGCGUGGGAUUUACUGGUCAGGGGAAGGGCCACUAUCCAAGCCUGGAACAUCUUUCAAGACCCAGGUAGGUAGAAAAACAAUCAUGGUGGGUGGUGUAGGGGAAAAGCACCUGGAGUCAACUUCUACCCCCAGAGUUCUUCAGCCAUGGGUCCCCAGGUGUUGUUGGGCUACAACUCACAACAUCCCUGGCCAGUUUAGCCAACAGUCGGGGUGAUGAGAGUUGUAGCCCAUCAACAUCUGGGGACCCAAGGCUGAAGAGCAGUGCUCUGCCCUGUUCCUCUGACCUCUUCUCUUUCCACUGGGCCUUCUUGAUGCUGUCUUUGAAUUCUAACAACACUUCACGGGAAAUCCAGGUCGUAGGUGAAUCAAUUAUAUCUAAUGUUUUGCACAGUGUUUCAAAGUUAUCGUCGUUUUAAGAUCAGUUUGGAAACCAUUAAUAUUGGGUUGGCUUGACCAUGGAGCUGCUGGGCAGUUAAGUGGCUCAAGCCAUAAAAGGCCACAUCCCAUUAUCAAUUUCAGAAGUGUUCUGAAACUCUUAAGGAAGAAGCAUGCAUCCUGAUGGUUGUGGAACCAAUUCUGGCUGUUGCAGAAUAACCGAAUGUUUUUUCUUUAAAAGAGAGGGGUGUUUUGCCCGUACGUCAUUCAGUGCAGGGGUGGAGAACAUGUGGCCUGCCAGAUAUUGUUGGACUCCCGACUCCCCAGUGGUCCGGGAUGGUGGGAGAUGUCAUCUGACAAAAUAUGGAGGGUCACAGGUUCGCCAACCUGUCCCAAAAGUUCAGAAUGCUAUUUUUAAAGGUCAUACCACUAAAUACUGUAUGUACUGCAAAGUAACAUGUCUUUCCUUUUAUCCAUUCAAAAAUGCAAAUGUCAAAUAGUUGAGUAACUGUCAAAAUCAAUGACUUUUGGUGGUUUUUUUAGUAAUGUGGAUUUUAAGAAAACAUAGUGGAAGCUCUUUGGGACACUACAGGGUUGAAGAGAGGGACAACAUGCUCGGUCUGCAAAGUGACAUUAGGCUCUAGGCCACAUUCAAGCUCUGGGGCCAUUUUGGAAAGUGCCUUGGAAGUUCCAUCUGGGCUCUGUGAGAGAGUAUUUCCUGGGUAAUUUGCCCAAUGCAUACUGUACAACUUCCCCUGUGAUAUGCAGCUAGUAGCUGGAAGUGAAAUAUUUUUGCACAAAGUGGUCCAAACCAGUGCUAAUGGGAGUUCUGUGCACAGUGGCUAAUACAGAAGAUUAAAUGGGUCUGUGCCUUGGUCAGAGGAAGCUUGUGAGGAAGGGGUUAUUAGAUUUAUGAAAAUUUUCAGGUCUUAUGACUCACUUCCAGAAAUUGUACUAAGUUCUGCUGUAUGACUUUUGAGUUUACCAGUAACCAUAUUAGAAAUUCAGAUUUUGUUGUUGACUUUAUUAUUUGAAGUAUCGAAAUAAAACCAAGAUAGUAGUCUCUAUUUUAGCUUGCAAAAGCAACAAUGUCCCUUGGAAAAACAGCCUAAGACAAAGAAACGGGAACAUUAAUCACAAACUCCCUUUUGCGUGGAAGAAAUUUUGAUUAACUUCUGCAAUUCUCCUCUUGUGUUCAAAUCUUAUGCCUAUUUUUAAUUUGCAAAGGCAAGCAGAAUGACAAAAUUGCAAAGAGCAAGCUUUCAUAGAGCAAAAUUACUAGUUCGGUAGCAGCACAGCAGUGGCUGAUCCUCUGCCCCAUCGGAAGCCCUAACGGCUAGCUCUGGUCGGGGCAGCAGGUGGGGGCUGCUUUAAAAAAAAAUGUAUUUCCUUUUUCUUUUGCUGCAUCAGUUCCAAGCUCACACAGCUGAAUGGCUGUGUGAGAUCUGGCCCAUCAGAGGAUGCAUGGGGGUUUGGAUCCCGCAGAUCCAAAACCACUGGUGCCUUGCUCCAUUUGUGGUUUUCUUCUACUAUGGAUGGAGAACUUCUGCUGAUGGGUGGGCCUCCAUAGUGGCAGAGGCCUACAGAUUCCAAUGGAUGGUUGCUUUCACUUCAUCAGGGUUAGGAUUGCACUACAGUGGUACCUCGCAAGACAAAUGCCUCGCAAGACAAAAAACUCGCUAGACGAAAGGGUUUUUUGUUUUUUGAGCUGCUUCGCAAGACGAUUUUCCCUAUGGGCUUGCUUAGCAAGACGGAAACGUCUUGCAAGUUUGUUUCCUUUUUCUUAACACCGUUAAUACAGUUGCAACUUGACUUCGAGGAGCAACUCAUAGAACGCGGUGUGGUAGCCUUUUUUGAGGUUUUUAAAGACUUUGGUGAUUUUUGAAGCUUUUCCAAAACUUUCCCGACACCAUGCUUCGCAAGAUGAAAAAAAUCGCAAGACGACAAAACUCGCGGAACGAAUUAAUUUCGUCUUGCGAGGCACCACUGUAUCAAUUUUGCUAACAAAUAGAAAAUGUGUAAAAAAUAAAUAAAAUAGUUGAAUUGCUUCACACAACACCUCUCCUUCCCCAGUUCCAAGUCCUAUUGCCAUUGCUGCUACCACCACCUGCCCACAUUGUUUCUGUGGGCAAAUAGUAGUCACUAGUUCAUCUCAGGGGCUAGAUUUGGCCUUGCAUCCUUUACACUGACCCUCUUCAGCAGGACUGACAUGCCUGUAGAAGAUUCAAAUACACGUGCUUAAAUAUAUAUGCUGCAAUAUCGUCUUGAAGGUAUCCAGCAGUGGAUGCACCUUUGGAUCUCUUUGCUUUGCCCCUCCCAAAUUGCAAACUUAAAAGUACGCCACCUCCCUUUAAAUAGGCAGAGCUGUUAAUCUUUGGAGACUCCCAAAUGUAUAAUUCGGUGUGGGGUCUUGUGCAUAGCACAGACUGUUAGAUUACGGAGAAUUUCAGCAGCUAUGUAAUCCAGACCCUUCAAAAAACAUUCUUGUGGUGCCUGAUUGCUUUUUCAGUACAAAAUUUCUCAUAAACUUUAUUCUUCAGGGCAUGUAGUCAACUAGGUGCAUUCAUUCAUUCAUUCAUUCAUUCGUCCAUCCCUCCAUCCAUUCCCUCAUUCAUUCCCUCCAGUUUUUGCCAUUCCAAGCAGCUUGCAAGCUAGGUGGUUUACUGAGUCCAAGGUUGCCUGCCACAUGUUGCUAGUGGAUUUCCUUUGGCAUUAGUGAGGCACACUUUGUGCAGGUAUACUACACUGGGAGGGGUGUUUACAAAGAUGAAAGCAAAUACCAUUUUCAUUUGACAAAUGGGGAACUGUGGAUUAGGGUAACAAUUAGCUCUGGGGUUUUUGUUUGUUUGUUUGUUUUUAAACCACUCUUCAAGUGAUGAAGGGUGUGCACCCUUCAGGUGUGUGUGUGUGUGUGUGUGUGUGUGUGUGUAUGUGUGUACAGAGUGAACCUUUGCUGUGAUUUUUAAUGCAUGCAGCCUUCAUAACUUUCACAGGAAAAUGAAUGUCUGUGGUAUAUGUGCAUCAGCACCAGCAUACAGCACCCAAAAUAUGCAGCCAUCUUGGAGACGGUGGUUUAUCCAGCCAGUGUAUGACUGAAAUUUUUACCCAGAUGCAGUGCUCUUUUCAGCAGGCUCCAUGGUUUGGAAUAAACAUUUGACCACCAGGUUUAGCAGCUAAACCUGCAAAAGGCUUUUGUCUUUUGGGGUGGGGUGGGGGACUUCUGAAUGUCCUGUACCAUAAUAUUAUGCUGCUAAUUCCUUCAAUCUCAUGGUUCACAGUUCCUCCAAGGAAACAAUAUCCCACUUCUGACACCACAUACAAAACGUUUCCUUAUCAGCUCUGUAACUCCCCGUGGCACAAAAUACUCCACUAUAUUUGUCUGUUGCCCUUAUAACAGAUAAAAACGCGAGGUUGAGAGCAUGACUUGCUACAGUGCCACCCAGCGAAUCAGAAGAGUGGCAAGCUGCAGUCUGAAUCCAACUUCAGGCUUUACCCUACCACACCUUUUCCUUUGCCAACAAAGCCCAAUUUUUCCAAACCCCCUCAAAUACUGGAUUGUGACCUGAGGAAGCUUGUGGUGGUGAGAAGAGAAGAAUACCCUUUAGACUUGGCUUAAAGCUGCUCAUGCGCUUGCACUCCUCAGGUCCGUGUGGACAACCCCAAGGAGGCACAUCUCUACGAGUCUGUUCCUGUGAUGCCUGGGGAGCCGCUGCUGCGCGACAUGGUCCUGAGUCCGGACCAGCGCCAUCUCUACUUGCUCAGCCAGAGACAGGUCGGCCUCAGGGAGGGGGAGAGGGAUGGAGGGGCUUCUGUCGCACUGCAGCUGAGAGGACAGACCCCUGAGGGGGCCGCGUUCUCUUGUGGGCAAACUUCCAGGGGCCACGUGACAGUGGUGGGCGGGGCCAGAGGCAAAAGUGGGUGCGGUCAGGGGGGAAAGUGGGGUGGGGCAACAGGCCUGACUUUUGCUUUCCUACUACAUUUCAAAUCACAGGCAAGGAAGAGGUAUUGUCAGUGUUCAACAACAGGGCAGAGGCCCUGAAGGAAGGCAUGGAGGGGUGGUGGGUGGGGAGAGCAAGAGCUGCAGAGCUGCAUUUAGGCCCUGGUCCUGAGGUUCUCCACUCCUGAUCUAACUGGUACUGGUUUUUUUCAAUUUGAUCCAGGCCUUAUGCUGGAACAUUAGGCGAUGAGUGCAAGAAGGCUUGUGAAUAAUUAUUUUCCAUCAUUUCUGAGCAAUUACAGCCACCAGCACCCAACACUUCUGGGGUUAGAGAAAUGGGUCUUCCCACUUAUAAAAGGCACACAUCCCAGACACAUUUUUUUGCACUCAGUGCUAAGAGCAGGGCAAUUUGACUCUGCAUAUAUUUCACUGUAUUUAAAACAUGCCUAUUAAGAGGAACUAGUUGGUAUUUUAUCCUUCUAAGAGGGGAGGGGAAAUCUCUAGUGCAUUAUUAGGGACAACAGGUGGAAAAGGGGUGUUUGGGGUUUGUGUGGUUCUUGGCAAAACUUUUCUCCGGAGAGACAAGAUCCCUAAAACUGCAAAGAGGCAAAACCUGCUUUUUUUGUGGAGGAGGGAGCUGUGAAAUUUGACAUUUGGAAUGGAAUCACAAUGCUGCCUGUGAAACAGGAUCAGAUGCUGAGGUUAAGAGUAUGAUUUCUGCGGAAGAGGCUUGUAGGAGUUGGGGUUAGGGCUACUGGGAGGAUGGGUGCUGUGCAGAGCUGCCAGCUUUCCCCACUCUUUAUCAGAGUAUUGUGCAGUUUAACAGCAGGCAGAAAUUCAACAGGUGCCUUCCCCAGUACCAGAAACCUGCACCUGCUGGAUUUUGACUUUGUUGUGGAUCUGCUCAAGGCACAGACGCUUUGCUGGAGGCAGCGGUGGAGAGGAAUAGCAACCCUGAUACCUAGUGAUUCUGAUGAGGAGAAGGAAGGCCUUGUCUAAUUACUUAGCCCUUCCCCUCAGGUGGUCCGGCUCCCCGUGGAAAACUGUGAACAGUACUCGUCUUGUGCUGAGUGCCUGGGCUCCAGAGACCCACACUGCGGCUGGUGCGUCCUGCACAACAGGUGAGAGAAUUUCCUAACACGCACUGCCGGCCCCCCGGAAGAAGCCUUGUACAGGCUGGCAGGCGAAGAAUCCAUGAUCUGACACCAGCACCCCCUUCCCUCAAAAAUGCUGCUUUAUUUUCCCGCCCAAUGUUGGGGGAUCAAGUAGGGAGGUGGCAGCCCAGUGUGAGACCCCCUCUCUCCUCCCUCCUACUGUGGCCUCCCUCCCUCCUCCUCCCCCUUAUCUAGACUCUGCAGGAGCCUUAAUCCUAUUAAAUCUGCCAGCACUGAGCUGACUAGGAGGAAGAGUUAGAGGGGGUUUUGGGGAGGGGGAGAGGGGGAAGAAGAAGAUAGCAGCGGUUGUCCCUCCAAGAGAGUGGGAGGUGGUGGGUUUUAUUUCCUGCUCUCCUCCACUCCCACAACCCAUCACUCCAUGGCAUAUUGAGCAAGGCAGCAGGGGGGAGAGCAUGGGGUGUCUUCUGAGCCCCCACCCCCAUUGAAAGCAAGCUUGAGUUUCAUCCUCCCUCCCUGCAGCAACAAUGCCUCCUGUCUCCCCUGCGUUUUAUAUCCCCCCACCCUGCAGGAGGCAGAGCGGAGCCAGAGCAGGGCGGGGGGAGGAGAUGGGGCAGAGGGCAACCCCACCCUGCCAGCCACGGCUGUGUCUCUGCUAGCAGAUGUUUCCCUCCUGCCUUUACCCUCCCUCUUCCCUCUCAAUUCCCUAUCACUGCCUCAGCACCUGGCGCAGCAACUUGCACCUCCUAGCUUAAUAUAGAAUUAUGUGAUAAUACUUGGAGGGGGGUGAAGAAAGAGUGAGAACGGAGGUGACACCCCCCCACACACAGUAGUAUUGGGUUUGGGGAGUGGAGAGGGAGAGAGAGAAAGAGAAAUAAGAAGUAGUGGGAGCUGCUGAUUCUCUUAGGACUGCUUCUCCACUCCUGAGCCAAUUCUUUCCCCCCACUUGCAAUCCUCUGCUCUCUGAAUCAGCCACGGAGGGAGUUAGGAGAGGGCAGAAAAUUCCUCUUUCCACACUACCCAGCAUGGUCUCUCUCUUCCUUGACUGGCAGUGUGAGUUUUGCUUGCUCGCUCGCUUCACUCUCCCUCCUGCCAACUCUUGUUGGGGGGUGGGCAGCAUUUCACUCUAGCCUCCCUGAGCCCCUUGGAGAGGAAGAGUGGGAUAUAAAUCUAAUAAACAAACAAACAAACCCUUCCUCAAGGCAGGCAUCUCCAUCCCCAGCUCCCCAAGCUCCUUUGGUUCCUUCCAGCACUGACAAGCCUAACAAGCCUCCAGAGCCCUGGAGGGGAAGCAGUAGCUUCCUCGCCACCCCCCACCCCCCCGCACGCGUGUGCACACCUAACACACCUGAACUGCUGAGCCUUCUCUGGCUUCUGUUUCCACCCCCAUCUCCCUUGCCAACUUUUCCCCUGCCAAAAGCUCCUUCCAUGUGUGCUGCUUUCAGUUGCCAGAUCAGAAGAUAGUCUGCUCCGCUGAGUGCUUUGAUAAGAAGUUCUGUUCCUCUAGUAGCCGGUCCCUGUGAGCUUUUUCUCCCCACACCCAGCCCAGUCCCAUUGGUGGCAUCAGUGGCCAAAGGCUAUGGAGAGGGGCAGAAUGCAAGGCAGUGAAAGCAUCCUUUGCUUUCCCUCCUCCCCAAGCUGCCUUGUUUCUGUUGCCACUCAGGUGUUGCAGAGAGAGCGAGUGUCCCCGUGCCGCAGAGCCUCACCGCUUCACAGCAUCUCUGACUCAAUGUGUGCGGCUGCUUGUUGAGCCCAACAACAUCUCGGUGACAGAGCCCAGCAUUGUGGUGAGUCCUGUGUACACCCCUGGCGCCCGCCUGGAUUUUUGGCUUUCCGUUCUCCUGUGUUUCUUUGGCAAGGAACCUCUUCUGUGUUUGCAGGUGGUGAAGUGGGAAGAUAUUGAUCCUGCCCCGCUUUCUAAGGAGGGGUCCUUUCCUUAGGCUUGUGUUCUCUGAAUAAUAUAUGCCACAGUGACACAGUCCUGAGCUACAUCCUGUUUCGAUUGCUGUAACCUGCUGUAUGUGAGACUCUCUUUGAAAAGUGCUAAGAAACUCCCAGCUGGCCCAAAAAGCUCCAGCUAGAUUGUUGACCAGAGGUGGUUAGAGGGCGUAGACCCUUCCCUUGUUCUACAGCAGCUCCAGUGCCUACCAGUCUGUUUCUGGGCACAAUUCAAAGUGCUGGCUAGGACCUGUAAAGCACUUCACAGUUUAGGCCCAAGAUAUCCAAAAUGGCCAAUGUAAAUACUAGGCUCAGUUUCCUAGCCUGGAGUUGUACUCGCGACGCCCUUUGAAGACAGUCAUCAGACAGUCUGCUGGCAAUUGUUUUCUUUUAUGACUCACCAACUACAUUGACUAUAGAAUUAUUUGGAAACUGCACCAGUAAGCUAGCUUAAUUGGUUGAGCCCCACAACUGGUGUGUGGCUUAAUUACCACUUUCCUUCACCACCAUUCCAAGCUCUGGUACCAGCUGUUCAGGUUUGUACCCGAGACACUCUGUGCUUUAUGCCAAUUGGGGCCAAGGCCGUGAGGCUGCUGGGACUGCGGAACAUGGUCUUGGCCAUGCAAUCCAGAUUCAUAAGGAUCUCCAGGUGAGUCACUGAAUAAGGUUUCCAGCAGUCGGAGGGCAGGCCUUCAGUGCCCUGCAUAGCGUCUUGCUUUGUGCCACCCAACCCAGCUCAUAGAAACAAAACUAAUUUUGCAAAAUACUAACGUUUGCAGAAAGUGUUUUGCGAACUAAGAUAAUUAGACAUGGAAAUUUCUUCUUCACCUCUAUAAUUUAUGCAUGCUGCAGAGUUAUCUUGUGGCAUAAAAUGUGUCAGGGGGCAUGUAGCACACAGGUUGCCGAUGCAACGCAUGCACCCACAGAAGGUUUUCUUGGCACCCAGAAGAUCUCUUUCCCCUCCCCUCCCCUGCUGAAAUUCAGCUUGAACGAAGCAUUCUGUUGUAGCCAAUAGAACAGGGGGCAGAAUGUCCUUGAUUGCAGUGUGUGCGUGGUGCCCAUGCCAGUUUAUCCAGUUUGCAAAUGUGCUCAUGGGCUGAAAAGUGACCCCUAGUGUAGAGAAUACACACAUGGUGCCCUCCUCCUUCCCUUGGAUAUAAUUCCCAAACAUUUUAAUCUGUCUAGUGACUGUCUAGUGACUGCCCUCUCUUGGGCUGUGUUUCCAGCUUCAGCUUACUGUCCACAAUGCCCCAGACCUGACGGCCGGUGUGAUCUGCUCCUUUGAGAGCCUUGGAGAGAGCGAGGGGCAACUGCAGGUGGACGGAGGGAUCCGAUGCCUUUCUCCUACAUUGAGGGAUGAGCCCCCUGGGGAAUACGGUGAGCGCUUGGAGGUGGGGAGGGAAAGUUGGUGAAGCACAGUGGUUCUAAGAGACUGAGCUAUGAGCUGGGAGGAAGUUUCUAAUCUGCAUGAACAUGCUACCUAGGUUUGUUUUUGUUUUCUUACAUUUUUUUUUGUUCUCAUUUUGUAUUUUAAUGUUGUGAACUGUCCCAUGAUCUUUGGAUGAAAGGCAGUACAAAAAAAUAAAUAAUAUUAACAAUAACAACAGGUGGCUAUGGAGUAACCACUGUCUAUCCUAGCCCCUGACUCCCCGCCCUUUCUCACUGUGAUAUGCAGUAACACUGACCUGCUUUACAAGGCACAUCCACGCAAGACAUUUAAAGCAUUCUUAAAAAGGUAAAGGAUCCCUGACAACUAAGUCCAGUUGCAGAUGACUCUGGGGUUGCGGCGCUCAUCUCGCUUUACAGGCCGAGGGAGCUGGCGUUUGUCCUCAGACAGUUUUUCCAGGUCAUGUGCCCAGCAUAACUAAGCCGCUUCUGGCGCAAUGGAAACGGCAUUUACCAUAUUUUUCGCUCUAUAAGACGCACCAGACCAUAAGACGCACCUAAUUUUUGGAGGAGGAAAACAAGAAAAAAAAUAUUCUGAAUCUCAGAAGCUAGAACAAGAGGGAUCACUGCAGCGAUCCCUUUUGCUGUUCUGGCUUCUGGGAUAGCUGCGCAGCCUGCAUUCGCUCCAUAAGACACACACACAUUUCCCCUUACUUUUUAGGAGGGAAAAAGUGAGUCUUAUAGAGCAAAAAAUACGAUACCUUCCCACUGGAGCAGUACCUAUUUAUCUACUUGCACUUUUGGGCAUGCUUUUGAACUGCUAGGUUGGCAGGAGCUGGGACCGAGCAACAGGAACUCACCCCGCCGCGGGGAUUCGAACCGCUGACCUUCUGAUCGGCAAGCCCAAGUGGCUCAGUGGUUUAGACCACAGCGCCACCCGCAUUCUUAUACCACCUUAAACAGUCAUGGCUUCCCCCAAGUUUCCAAGGAGUGGUGGGAAUUGUUAGGAGACCGUAUUCCCUGCAGAGCUACAGCUUACAGAGUUCAUUGGGAAGAGUGACUGAUUGUUAAAUCACUCUACGAAUUGUAGCUCUGUGAGGGAAAUCGGGGUCUCAUAAAAGCUCUCAACACCGUUAACGAAUCACUGGAUUCUUUGGGGGAAGCUAUGGCUAUUCAAAGUAGUAUAAGAGUGCUUUAAAUGUAUGGUGUGCUUGUGACCACAGUGUCAUAAUGAUUACAACGCUAUUUUGUAUGUGAAGCACUUCAGAAUGUGCUGCAUUUGCUGCUGCUGCUAAAAUGGAGGAAAGGUUGGGACCCAAACAGCACUUUGGCAGGGGACCCUCUUUAAAUCAUGAACUUGCACUCAUGGGCUGAGCUGUCAAGAUCACUCAGUACAGACUGGCUACCACUCUGGUGCUUCCUUUCCCAUUUGCAGCUAGAGGUGUUCAGAAAAUGGUAAUUGAACAGAAUUCUUCCCUCUCCGCCCACAUCCAGACACAAACUUUGUAAAUCGGAUGCUUAUGCUUAUGAGAGAGGAGCUUCAUCUGCUUUCCUAAUUUUGAGUGUGUAACUUCAAGUUAAUGUAGAAUGUGAUCUUGCAAACAGAUGCUUACUGAUCUCUCUCCUUUCCAACCCCCACCCACCCAAUACCAACUCAGGUGAUGUUCGCACUGUUAGACUCCGACUUCUCUCAAAGGAGACGGGGGUUGAAUUCGCCAGCACUAAUUUUGUCUUCUACGACUGCAGCCUUCUGCGCACGUGAGUUUUGACCCUGGGGCCAUAAUCUCCCUUCUUCAGACCCCAGACCUGGUCCCAGCUUUGAGCAACUGUCCCCUCGCCCCAAGACAACGCUCCUUAGUCUUGAUUUCUUCCCUUUAGGAAGAGCUCUCAUCUGGCAAACUAAAAGCCUAUCCAGCCAACAUCCUGCUGCCCAAAAUGGCCACCCAAACGCUCCUAGGAGUGCUUAAGUCUUAUCUUACCCAUAAAGCACCCAUGUUGCAUGCCUUUUGCGAAGGACGUCUAUAUGACAUUACAGUUGUGUUGUAAAUUGCCCUGUGGUCUUCUGACGAAGGGCAGUAUAUAAAUUUACUAAAUAGUAAUAAUAAUAGUAUUCUGCUGGGAGCUGCCCAGAGUGGCUGGGGGAACCCAGCCAGAUGGGCGGGGUAUAAAUAAAAUACUACUACUACUAUUACUACUAAUAAUAAUAAUCUGUGAACUCCAGCUGGGGGGCCAGGUCCCACGACUUGCAUCAUGGGCUAAUCUAAAAUGGGCGAGCCAGCCAGAUGGGCGGGGUAUAAAUAAUAAAUUAUUAUUAUUAAAUUAUUAACAUAAUAAGUUUUGAUAUGUGCUGAAAGCCACCCAGAGUGGCUGGGGUAUUAAUAAUGAUGAUGAUGAUGAUAAUAAUAAUAAUAAAUUUGAAUAUAUGGUGAAUAAAUAAUCAGUGGAUCCCCAAAUGCAUGUUUGGGUUAAAGGUGGGUUGAAAACAAGGAGGAAAACUAAUGUAAAGGCUGAGUUGUUACCUUUUCCCUCUUCAGCAAGUGCUCCCCCCCCCCCCCGGCUUCCUUCUACCAUCUUUUACAGCAGUGUUUCCUAAAGUGGGUGAUAUCGCCCCCUGGGGGGCACUGGAAUGAUCCAGGGGGCGGGGUGGUAGUAGCCUUGGAUGCUAUUGGGGGGCAUUGAAUAGAAAUAAGGGUGGUAGAGGCAUAAAGAAAGAAGAGAAUUUUGAAAAACGAUUUGUACAUGACACUUUCCGCCAGGUUGGUCACCGUUGCAGAAUGGCGACCACGCCUUCCCUGGAUCCAGCAGGGUUUUCCUGGGCUUGGCUGAACACUUUUUGGCUUCACCCAGGCCUGGGAAGUGGAUUGCAGCUAUAGUACAAACGUUUUUAAUUGCAUUUCCUUCAUCAUAUUUAGUGGAACAUGGCUUCAGUGUGGUCACAAAUCUGUUAACUAAAAAAUGAAACUGACUUCAAAUAGCUAAUCAUGGUAAUUUAAGAAUGCUGCUGACAAAAAUAGACUCCAACAUUAAUAAAUUGAUAGCAGUGCACCAGGUUCAGCCUUCUCAUUACUAUUAUUUUUAAUAUUAUUUGUAAUUUUUAUUUUCAUAUUAUCCUUAGUUAUCUAAUUUUUGUGUGUGUAAUGCAAAUGUUACUAUGGUUGAUUUUAAUAAAUUUAUAAUUACAGACUUCAAGGUGUCUUACUUACAACAUCUUUUUUACUGUGUUGUAGGAAGUAGGUAGAAAUAUAGAUACAUAAAAGAACGCCCAUUUGUUACUGCAUCUUUCUGUUUGUUCAGUUUGUUCAGAAGAUAGAUUUCCAGGGGAACUCCAAACAAUUUUGUUUGGGAACCUCUGAUUUACAGAGUGUCACCAGAGUACAGUGGACGCUCAGGUUGCGAACGUGAUACAUGCGGGAUGCACUUUUGCAACCCGCAGUGUCUGCAACCUGCAGCGCCGUGUCUGCGCAUGUGCGGGUUGUGAUUCGGUGCUUCUAUGCAUGUGCAAAGUUCAAUUUAGUGCUUCUGUGCAAGCGCAAGUGCAAGCGCCAAAACCCGGAACUAACCCGUUCUGGUAUUUCCGGGUUUUGGCGGUCUGUAACCCGAAAAAAUGCAACCUGAAGAAUCUGUAACCCGAGGUAUGACUGUACAUGAUGCUGAACACAAUAACAUCAGUAUGUACGCACACACACUCUCUCUCUCACACACAGCCCCAAAGAGAGCCAAUUCAGAAUAUUUCUGCAGGGGAGAGGCAGGAAGACUUUCUAGGCUUUAGUCUCAGAACUCCUCUUGAAUUGGGGCAUCUGAACCAAUGCAAAGGAUGUCUGAGCAUGUGCAGAGUGCUUUCCCCUUUACCAGGACCCAUAAGCAGCUCUAUUUGCAGCAGGGGUUUGGUGGUGAUGGGUGGCAGAGGGUGAGAGCGGCUGGGCGAGUCUGGGCCUUGUUCGCCUCUUGUUUUUAGAAACAAAGCGCUGAAGGUGCCUGUACAGCAGCACUCGAUCUGCCGCCUUGCUUGUCCUUUCUCAUGGCUUGGCACACGCUUCCUUCCUUCCUUGUUUCCUCACCCCAGCCCCCCGUUCUAAAAUAGGAAGUCACAUACAAUCUCUUGUUUAAUUUUGAAGAAGCGCUUUCCCCUCUCGGUUCUGGGGCACCCAGCCUUAUACACCGCCAAGUCCAUUUGUGGCAAUGGCUUCAGUCAACAUUCGCCCCCCGGGCUUGUCUCUGCAGCAAGCAGAUGGCUUUGGCAGGACUUUGGGAGCUGAUUCAAUCAGUGUCCCUCCCCCCUCCCCCCCUUUCCCAUGAACUCCAUAUCCUCAAGCAGAACAAUGGCAACAGGGAAUAAAAGGUCCAGGAAAGAAGGGGGUGGGUGGCUUUUGUGGGACAGGGUACAUGUGGGUACACACCUGUUGUUGUUCUUGCUUCUUCUUCUUCUGCUGUUUCCCUUCAUUGACUUUUUAUUUCCAUUCUUCCUGCAGAUGCUUGUCGUGUGUGAGCAGCCACUACCCUUGCCACUGGUGUAAAUAUAGACACACUUGCACCCACAACGUUGCCAAGUGCUUCUUCCUGGAAGGGCGAGUCAACACCACGGAGGUGAGAGCAGUCCUGGCCAUGUAAGGUGUUCUUUGCUCCCUCUUGCCCCGCUGCACCUUGUGGGAAUGCCUGCCAGGCCCUGGAGAGAACCUCCAUUCUUCAUUCAGGGAUACCAAUACGCCACCCACCCCAAGCCAUGCCCCCUCCCCACUCAAUGUAGUCCCCUGCAACCUCCCCUUUGCUUGUUGGAAAAAUCCAUAGGAGUUUGUAUGGUGGGUCUGGAGCUUCCUCAAUAAUAAUAAUAAUAAUAAUAAUAAUAAUAAUAAUAAUAAUAUAUUUAUACCCUGCCCAUCUGGCUGAGCUUCCCCAGCCAUUCUGGGCAGCUUCAACAAAAUAUUAAAAUACUGUAAUACAUCAAACAUUAAAAGCUUCCCUAAACAGGGCUGCCUUCAGAUGACUUCUAAAAGUCUGGUAGUUGUUGUUCUCUUUGACAUCUGGUGGGAGGGUGUUCCAUAGGGAGGGUGCCACUACCGAGAAGGCCCUCUGCUUGGUUCCCUGUAACUUGGCUUCUCGCAGUGAGGGAACCACCAGAAGGCCCUCGGAGCUGGACCUCAGUGUCCAGGUAGAAUGAUGGGGGUGGAGACACUCCUUCAGACAUACUCAAGACUCAAUUUGAUAGGCAGGGACUUCUCCCUUCCCAUACCUGCUGCCUGAGGGGUUAGGAGGGGAGGGGAGGUCUCCCCACGUGUGGCUUCAACCCGGAAUAUCACCUGCUUUCCUUGUUCUCUUGAGGGUUCUGUGUUUCUGCACAAUAGCAGAAAUGGCUGCAAGACAAUUGAUGCUUUGCUUUCAAAUGUAUGGACACAUAUGGAAUGCAGGCAAAGUUUUGCAUACAUUAAAUAACCACCCAGCUCACCUUAACAACGUUGUAAUAUUUUGGAGUUUUGCAGAAUUCAGAGUGUAUUGCUUGUGGUAGUGCAGGCAGAAAAAAGGAGGAAUAAGAGUUGUGAGGUGGGACAGGAAGGUAAAGGUAUCCUUUUACCUGACCGCUGAAUGCUGCCCCGGCAGGACAACAUAUCUUCAGAUGACAUGAGCUCUAGAAAUUUUAUUUGAAAUGUGAACAGAGAACCAAGAUUUGUGGAAGUCUAGACUGUCUUUAGGCUGUUUCCUGUGUUGUAGCAUGCAAGCGAAGAGUUGUUCUUCCUUGGACGUUUUAAAGCAAACGUUGGAUGGCUGCCUGUCAUGGAUUCUUUAGCUGGGGUUGGACUAGAUGACCAUUGGAUCCCUUCUAAUUCUAUGAUUCUGCCAUGGGAUCUUUGGUACAAAUGUACGUUUCCACAGACCAGGGAAUCCCAAGCAGUCAGAGGAAAGUCAGCAGGUGGCAGAUCGACGGCAUUGGCAGCCGAUAAUAGCACUAAAGUGCCUUUGCUGGGGCGGGGGUCUGGAUCAAUGCUGGUGGGGGGCAGGAAGGACCAGGGUAUUUGCUGGGAGUGGGGCCAGUCGCUCAUAAUCAAUCGUCUGGCCCAGGCGGCGGGAUCAAUAGACCUAGAGACGCCCGGGGCUCUUUGUGGGUAGGUAAUUGAUAGCAGCUCCCUUUGAGGGGCCAGCGUUUGGGUUGCGGUCGGAUGUGGUGGCUGGAGCUGGGAGUGGCCUGGACAGCAAUCUCAGAGGCUCUGGGAAGCAGAGCAUUCAGUGUAACAGUUGGGGUUGAAUUAGCACUGGCAAAACGGGUGUGCACUCGGGAGGACCUGUGUGUGUGUGUGCGCGCGCGCAUGCUGCACACUAGAACUGAGCGAGAGAGCGGGGAGGGAACUUAGUGCUUUGCUCUUCUCUGCUGGCCCUGCCUUUUGUCUUGACCCCAUUGUCUUGGGUCUGGACAGGAAGUUGCACCCAGGGCUUGAUUGUUCUCUAGGUCAGGACCACAUUUCCUCUAUUGCUUCCUGGCGUCACUGCCCCCCCCACCUCCCUGCUAGCCAUGUAAACAGAGCAGCAGGCCCCCCCCCUUUCCUUUGGUACCAAGGAGCAAUUAACUAGACUCUGGUUUCCAUGGCAACUCAGAGCGCCCAGCAGGCUCUUUCAUCUCCAUCUUUCUCCCGCGGCUGCCCCAGGCAAGAGGAGGAGAUGGAAGCCAGACUCCUGGGUUUUAUCCUGUGCUCAGGACAGGGGUCUCUCGGGGUGGGAAAGGUCAUGUUUUUGGGGUGGGGGCAGAAGGAGCCUCAGUUCUCGUGGUGGAAAAGGUUGUGUGUGGAGCCAAGGUUGUGCCCCUAGUAAUACUUGGGAAUCAGUGGAAUGGUAAGCCAGUGGGCUUACUUGUAAGUAAGCCUGCCUGGAGCAGGUGGGGGGGGGGAGCUACUUCUCUCCCUCCCACAUGCCCCAGUCUCUCAUGUCUGCUGUUUCAAAUGUACACUGGUUAUAAUUUAGACCAGGGGUCAACAAGGCUUACCGGGCAUGGGCCGGAUCACUCCAGUGGAGAUCCUCUGUGGGCUGGGCUGGCACAGCGUGGCACCGGAAAUCACAUCUGCGCAUGUCUGCAAUGCCAGAAAUUGCUUCUGCGCAUGCCCAGAUGCCAAAAAUUGCACCUGCACAGAAGCGAUUUUUGGCGUCUGGGCAUACACAGAAGCGAUUUCCGGCACCGCGGACAUGCGCAAACGCGAUUUCCAGCAUCUGGGCAUGUGCAGAAGCAAUUUCCGAUGCUGCAGAAGAGUCCCCGCACUGUGAUGUGCCAGUUUAGCGCAGCACUGGGGGACUCACUGAGCGGGCGGCUCAGUUUGGAGGCAGCGCAUGAGCCGGUUAAGCGACCCUCAUGGGCUGCUUCCAGCCCAUUGGCCUUAGGUUGCCGACCUCUGAUUUAGACCCAUAUAUCUCCUCUGCUUUCAGUCCUGCACUGGGAACGUUCAAAAGUGCAUGGAAACAGUACAAGAAGGGGUGUGUGUGUCAGUCAAUGUGUCAUUUUUAAUACCACAUGCAAAUGCCUUGCCUCUCUCCUGUAGGGCUGCCCUGAGCUGCUUCCUGGUGGUGAGAUACUGAUCCCAGUGGGAGUGUUGCAACCCAUUACCCUGCGUGCCAAGAACCUUCCUCAGCCUCAGUCAGGACAGAAGAACUACGAGUGCGUCCUGGGCAUCCAAGGCCGGCAGCAGAGAGUCCCAGCCGUGCGCUUCAAUUCAAGCAGUGUGCAGUGCCAGAACACCUCGGUGAGGCAGCCGCACAUUUUACGCACGUAUUUUGAAUACCUCUUUCCCAUGUUGCACAGCAUUCUGCAGCCGCGAAGGCUGGAAACAUUGGAAUGGAAAAAGGAGAUUCAGUGUCUCGCUGUUCUGGGGUUGCCACCGUUUUUUCUUCCCUGUGCUUCACAUCCCCUGCUUCUUAACAGUUGUAAAAUGCCUCCUCCUGCAUCUGUGGCACAAUCUGCACACAUGUUUUAAGGGCAACGACCAGAACCCAUCCCAGCUGAUGAUGUUCCAGUGGUUGGAGUGUUGGGUUCAAGCCUUUGCUGUUGACUUGUUUUGACACACCAUCAAAUGACUAACUUUCUUGGCCUCAGUUGUCUGUUCGUAUAAUGGUAAUAAAGGUAAAAGGACCCCUGACCAUUAGAUCCAGUCGCGGACGACACUGGGGUUGCGGCGCUCAUCUCGCUUUAUUGGCCGAGGGAGCCGGCAUACUGGGUCAUGUGGCCAGCAGGACUAAGCUGCUUCUGGCAAACCAGAGCAGCGCACAGAAACACCGUUUACCUUCCCGCAGGAGCAGUACCUAUUUAUCUACUUGCACAUCGUGCUUUUCAAACUGCUAGGUUGGUAAUAGUAGCCUAAUUAACAGUAUUGUACUCCUGUAAUGAUGAAUAAGGUGCAAAACACAAAGCGUUCUGUACACUGAGCGUUAGAUUGCUUACAUUUUUGCAUAUGAGCUUUAGCACGCUCCCAAAGUAUAAAAAGCAUCCCUCUUUUUUUUUAAAAAAAAGACAGUAACUCUCUCCUUUGUGAACCCCCAUACCAUCCCUAACCAUUGGCUAUGUUGGCAGGAGAUGAAGAGAGUUGGAGUCCAACAACAUCUGGAGAGCCACAGGCUCACCAUCCUGCUCUUGCCCCAUGAGUAGAGUUGCCCAAACCCAUGUAUGUUCAGUGAGGUAGGAAGGUUUGCCAGUGAAACCAAAUCAGGGUGAACUCCCAACAAAAUUUAACAAAAUGGGCUGCAAGCAGAACUGCAGUUUAGGGUGAGUAGCUAGAGAGAUGCAUGUUGGGUCAAAAUAAAUAAAUAAAAUAUAACCACAUAAAUGAUGAUGGACUAAAUUGACUGUGAGUAUCUAGGAAAGAGAUUUAAAAUCACAGUGGGAAAAUGUACUUAAUACUUCACUGUAGUGUACAGAAAUAGUGGAAAGGGGGAAGGCUAAUUCAAUGUUAAGAACUGGCAAAGGGACUGAAAAUAAGUCUGCAACUACUGUAGUAUACUGUGUGGAGUUAUCACUCCAUCUGAAAAAGGACAUCACACAUCUGGAAAAGGUUGAGAAAGGACAACUAAAACAUUAACUUGACUGAAGCACAAAGCUAAAGGGGAUUUACAGAAGAGCUUUAUAAAACUAACUAUAAAGCAUAUGGAUAGUGAGAUUUCCCUUUUCGCUCUCAAAUAAUUUUAGAACCCAAUGAAAUUCAGGGCAUUGUCAGCAUUUGAGCAGUAUUUAGUUGUUAGUCCAUUUUCCCUUCUUUCAAUUAGACUGUAGUAGUUCAUACCUACACUUACUUGAGUUUGUAUAUUGAGAAGCAACUUUAGUCUUUCCUGUUCAUACCUGUAGGUGUUCUCAUUUUUGGUGUUUGUCUCUGCCUUCUAAUUUCUUGAUUCUAUUAUGCCUAUUAACUACCAUCAGGGCAUGUACAUAGAUAGCUGCAGGUAUGCUGUUGCUGCUGUUGUUUAAAUCCCCAGCAAGAAGUUGCAAAAGCACACAGGCAGUUGUAAAUUCUCAGUGAACACUUCUGUUGUACUCUGGGUUUUAUUUUGAAAAUCUGAGGGAUCAAAAGAAAUAGCCUUAGCCUCGUGUAUGUGUGUGUGUGUGCCUGGCUGCUUUGUCCUCUGUUCAAGAGUGAAAGUAGUUACAAGCGCAGCUGGAAAGCACGUGAAAAUAUUGAGGCAGUAGUAGGCAUGGGAAGGGGAACAGAAGAUGAUUAUUGAUCCACCCACCCAAAACAUCAGAAGGAAUAAUCUGCAACCCAAGUGAAGCAGUUUGGAGCCCAGUUUCCCCCAACUUGCCAGAUUUUCCCUUACUGAGUAAGCCCAAAUUUUACAGGUGGAAGGCGUUGAGAAUGACAUUAUUUGAGGGUAAUGUCAAGUGGACUACACAGAUUAAAUGGCAGCCCAAACAGCUGCAAGAACCUAUUACGCCCUGAGAGUGUAGAAAGUGGGGGUGGGGGUGAGUGAAGGAGACUGUUUCCUCCUCCUCUUGUAAUACUGGAAUUCAGGGUAAUCCAAUGAAAUAGAUGAACAGUAAAUUCAGGACAAACAGAAGGAAUUGCUUCUUUGUGUAGUGCAUAAUUAACUUGUGGAAUUUGCUGCCACACGAUGUGGUGAUAGCAGUUACGUUAAGAUGGCUUUGAAAGGGGAUUAGGGAGAUUUAUCCUCCAUGAAUUUAUCAAUGGCCACUGAAUGACAGUUGCUGGGAGCAACUGCACAGGAGGGCUAUUACUUCCACGCUCUGCUUGUAAGCUUCCCAUAAGUUGUACCACUGUGGGGAUGAUGGUGCUGGGCUAAAUCAAGAUGCCGGACCUUUAGUCUAAUCCAGCAGGGCUUUUGCCUCUUGAGUGCCAGGUGCUUGACGCAAGCGAAAGGGAAGAACUCUUGCUUUCAGUGCCUAAUGAGCUGCUGCCCUCAUGGAGUGCCUUUGAACUCCCAGAGGCAUCUGUCAGGUUGGCUGGCCGGCUGGCCGGCCACUGUUGAGUAGUUCCUGUGUUGUGAGAUUUGGAAGUGUAAAUCUAAAUGAAUAAUGAUUUGAACUAGCUAUACUAAAAGAGUGAAGAGAAGCAUGAAGAUUUAUCCUCCAACAAUCUUUGUAGGACCCACUUCCAGAGCUGGCCAGAGUCAGGCCCACCACCCUCACCUUUGCUUCCUAAUCAAAACUGGCUGUGUUUAUGUGGGGCGUCCACUGGAUGCUCCACCAAGGUUUCCCUCUGCUGUUUAUAAGCUAAUACUGCACUCUGUAAUCCUUUCCCUAUGGCUAUUAUUAACAAAGGUUGGUUCCCCCCCCCCACGCAUAUUGGACCAUUUGUCUUCCACAAAAAUUAGGAGCGGAAUAUUGGUAAAUUUGGGUGAGUGGGCAAAUUGGAAGAACUUUCCCAAUGGGUGUGGGCUUACCAUAUAGAUAAUGAAUCCCAUAUUACAGAAGAGACUUUGCCGGGCUGGGCUUCUGAGGGCAGGAGAGCUAUUGGUUGAAGCAGCAGCAAAGCUUAAACAAAAAACAAAUUCUUGGCCACUUCAUGCUUACGAUAACCCACCCAGCUGAAAGUUCUGGAUUUUUACCUGUCCCAAAAAUUAAUGCCAUCUUUGGGGUAAUGUGUGUGUGUGUUUUGCCCCAACACCUUGAAAGUAUCAAAAACAUCUGGGCUAUUAAUGAUUUCGGUCUGCAAACAGGGUCUAUGGGAUUCUGGCUGCUGUGCAAUGGAAACAGGGUGAGCAUCCUCCUUUUUUCACUGCUUCUCCUUGGGGUCCAGCUACUCCUCUUUUCCCCCCUAGCCGCUGCCCCUUUCCUAUCCAAGACCACCCAGGUUCCCAUAUCAACGUGCCCUUGAGUCUGAGAUUGCUGAAAUUAAAUGCUUAAAGUUGACCCAUGGAGAAGGAGCUGUCAUCUGAGACUUGAUCUAAGACUAUACUCAGUCUGCCCUCUUUGCCUGCCUUUUUAUUUGGCGUUCUUUCAGGGGGUGGCUCUGCUAGUCAGUUUCCUCCUCCUUAGACUCAGUUUUGCCCUUGUAGAACUCGGCAGGGAAGAUGAUGGCGUCAAAACUAGAAUGAGCUGGCUCUGUCUGUCAUUGGUGCUAUCUCCACCCACUGUUGGUCUCCCUGGCUUCCACCCUACUAGUCUCGGUGGGCACAGACCACCACAGGUUCUACCUGUUGGAAGUAGUAUGCUUCUGAAUACCAGUUCCUGGGAGAGAACUGUUGCACUCAGGUUCUGCAAUCAGGCUUUCCAUAGGCAUCUGGUUGGCCCUUGUGAGCCCUUGGACUAGAUGGGCUAUUGGCCAUCAGGGCUCUUAUAUUCUUACAAAGGACCAACCUGGCUUGCGUUUCCAAUCCAGAUGAGGCAAGCUAGGCUAGCUCAUCUCAAUUAUGUCCUCCUAGAAUCUCGUUUCAGUAUCAAAAGGAGGUCAAAUAGGAGGAUUUAUUGCAGUCUAUAAGAGUUCCAUCUUCCUCUCCAGGUUCAUGUAUUGCAGAGCCUUCAUUCUGAGUGUUUGUUGGGUGGUUGGGACACAACAAAGGUUCUAUUAGUGUACUGACCACCCAACUUGCUGCCUCAUAUUUGCCUUGCCUGAUUUGAGGGAGGUAGUCUUGGACUUUUGGUGAUGAGGCUCAGGACCUUACAGCACCCGUGAGAACCACCAGGCUAUUCCCAGAAUGUUUUGUACCCAAUUCAUUUGAUAUUCUUCAUGUGAUGUUCUUUGUUGAGGGUGAAUUGAUAGCGGUCCUCGGGUUGAGGGAUUUCUUGGCUGUUUCCCAGCCAUGGGCAGAUCACUACCUGGUGGUGACUCCAGUCCUCUGCAAGAGUGGAGUGAGAAAGGGGGCAAGGAGGUUGGGCCAACUCCAAAAGCUGAUGAAUCCAAGCAGUUUCAUGACAGCCCUUCUCCUGGAAUACAGAGGAGGUUGGGGUGAUGAAGCAAUAGGGAUGCUCGCUGGAAUGUGAGUGGAGAGGAACUUGGAAUGAGACUGAGCAAAUCCAGGCUACAGCUCAUUUUAGAGGCUCCCUCGUGGCAGCGAUGGCAGCAAACAAAAACUACUUUUCUGCCACUGUUGUAUCUCUGCUGAGCCAUUCAGCAGAGCCAGUGUUGAGUGGACAGAAAUCUUCUGCAUUUAGGUCCCCAGGGUGAUUGUAAUGAACCCUUGGUAGCCUGUUGAGAUUUAUCUGCCAAGCACUUCACCAGUAAAAAUUGCUCUCAUCUUCUCCAACUUAGAUGACACUUUAGAUCCAGUGUAAGUGCUAGAAGUUGGGCUUUUAGAUUGGAAUUUCUAGCGACAGACAGACAGACAAAAAACAAACAAUCAUCUUAUAACCAGGGAUUAUUUGGUAUGUGUUUGUGGGGAAGAUCUCCCCCUUCCUUUGCUCUCCUAUUGGGUUGCUUCUGUGGGGUUUGGCAUUUUCUCCUCCUGGUGACUUCUGUUUCUAUUAAUAUUGGCAUUUGGCAGGAAACUACCUCACUUCUGCACAUUUCAUUGUCGUGAGAUUAGGCUGUCAUGUAUUUUUUUGGUGAGGUUUUACAGUCUUCUUCGCGGUGACUCAUACAUUUCUGCUGUAGCUGCUGAGGUAGCAUUUUCAGCUUGAGGGAUGGUGAUCAAACUGAGAGGGCUUAUAUGUGUUUUGCAUUUGGGGUUAGGUUCUGAUCCCUGUGGUGCUUUGCAGUAAAGGGAACAUGGGCUGGUUUGGUGCCAGGUGUUGAGUACUGUUGGGAAACUGACUUAUAUCUGAUCCGCAGACACUUUUGGGCAGCGGCUGGAUGGUGGUGGUAGUAGUAUAUGUGCGCAGAGAAUUUCAGGAGGAUAGCUUUUCAUCAGAGUCUGAUACCAGCUACUCCAUCCCAUCUGCACAAGGAUUCCUCUUGCACUAGGGGACUUGCCCUCUGUCCCCCUACGCAGACCCAGUACCCUGCCCAAAUCUGUUCCAGAGGGUUGGAACAGAUUUAGGGGCUGCUUGUGGGGGGAAGAUUGGGAGAAUGUUUGGUUGUGAAAGGAGCUGACAGAACAAAAACUUAGUGCUGUGUUGGCUUUCGCCCUGGUCUCCAAUCUGGAUAAAAAUUCAUAGAUAAUAAUUAUAGGUGGUUUUCAAACCAUUUGGAAUUCAUGAUUGCCUGGUUCAGACAUUGGGUCCUACAAUGCACACCUUUGAAUGGAGCUAUGCCCAAACCCUAGGCCAUGUGCAUGAUGUAUGUAUGAUAUUUUUGCCUUAUUCAUACAUUUAAAGAGCAUGUAUGGGCAUAAAGGUGGAUGGAGGUGGCAUGAAACUGUGAGCAGCCCCCCACAUGGCUCUGUGGCCACUGGGGUCUGCCUCCAUGUCCACCACCAGCCUUCCCAUGUGGAGCAGGAAAGUCUGAUGGAUGAUUCUUUGAAUGUUUGGUUGAACAUGUGGGGAGGAUUAUUGUUGUUUGUAUGUUCAGGUGAAUGUGUGACUAGUCCCCAAUGCUGAGAAGUUUGGGGUUGACUCAGUGGGGAUGCUGAGGGUUAGGCUAUCAGGUGCAGUCGUGCACCCCUGUUUAUGCUGGCAAAAUGGAGCUCUUGUAUCCAAAUUGUGGCCUUGGUUUUUGACGGUCCCCCCACCUCGGGACAUGGUGAACUGAGAUACAAAUAUGUCAGAGCUUUCCCAAAGCCAGGUCCACAAGCCAAAAUUACUUCUGUAGGAAUGGUGAGAAUCUACCUAUAAUGGUUGUAAGUUGGGAGCCACCUUCCUGUCCCUCCCCACCCCUUUACAACUCUCCUCCAAAACUGUAGCAUGCUAACUGCAUCAGUACAUGGCUUGGCUUGCUUGUCUGAGCUAACUUAAGCUAUUUGCUCUGCAGGCACCUCACAGAGCUUCACCUGCUCUCAGUAUUGGGGUACCAUGGAAGUCUGAGGCAGGUGGUGAAUGGAUGUCCUUCCUUUUGGCUCAUUUCAGGGCAGCAAGUCUAGAAGGAGUGAUUAAUGGUGUUUUUGGGUGCUUUAUCUUCCUUCGCACCUUCCCCUCCACUUAACUAACACUGUUGCAUUUCUAUAAGUUAAGUGGUAUGGAAACACUGACGGAAUGGAAUGAAGGAUUCCACGUUGCUUUUUUUUUUUUUUUUAAUAAGGAUUAAAGAGUCUCUUCUUUUGGCUGGGGCAGAAAUAAACAGCAGGACUUACUGAAGAUCUGUGUUGGCACUUGUUCUGUUUACUUUUAACAUGCAUUAAUGAUGUGAGAGAGGAUGGACCGACUCUAAAGAGGCUCAAAUGUUUUGCAGGCGAUGCAGAAUAAUUCCAGCUGGCAAAGUACAAAGAAGGCUGCAGAGAUGUGUCAAAAAUAAAAAUAAAAGUAAACCAGGUGGCUGAGGAACAAGAUGUCUGAGAACACAGAGGGCUGAUAUAGCAGCAAAGUUAUAUAUGUGAUGCAGGGAAUAUUUUAUUUUUCUACAUCUGUGGCCCUAGUCAACAAGUUACUUCAACUACAGUGGUACCUCGGGUUACAUACGCUUCAGGUUACAGAUGCUUCAGGUUACAGACUCCGCUAACACAGAAAUAUUACCUCAGGUUAAGAACUUUGCUUCAGGAUGAGAACAGAAAUGCAGAAGUGCACCGGCAGCAGGAGGCCCCAUUAGCUAAAGUGAUGCUUCAGGUUAAGAACAGUUUCAGGUUAAGCACAGACCUCCAGAACAAAUUAAGUUCUUAACCCGAGGUACCACUGUACUUGGAGAAAAGUCUGGGGAGCGACACUUGUUGCCAUUGCCUCCAUGCCCCCCUCUUACCUCAGGACAGGCAGUUGUGGGGGCUGGAUAUGGUGCAAGGGAUGCCCCCACCUUCGGACUCCUAAUGUUCAUUUAUUUUAUUAAACAAGAUUUAUAUACCACUUAUAUCAUCAGCAACAACAAAAAACCAUGAGUGGUGCACAUAAAGCAAUAUGGAAUUUACAUAAGAAAAUACCAAUAAAAUCAACCCUCCGACAAACAAAUAGGCAUACAAUUGAUCAAAAUAUAAAUAAAAUUUUAAAGUUAUAAAACAAGUGCACACAAUAAAAUUACAUGCCUGGGUAUUGUUGUUUUAUUUAGGUGUGUGCUUGUUAGUUUAAAACUAAUGUUUUCCCACUGGGGAAAGGAGAUUGUACUCAGGAAAAUUAUCAACAUGCUGUAGCUGCUAAAAACUGCCGGAGAAUCCUGAGAAAGGGAUAAAAAGUAUUAUGAACACAGUGAAGCAGCCAGAACUUGAAUACUGUGCAUUUUGCAUCCUGGGCUAUAUCUGUCAAGCUAUUCCCUUGCCGAACUGCAUACCGUAUUUUUCUGUGUAUAAGACACCACCAUGUAUAAGACAACUCCAGUUUUUUUUUAACCCCAAAUUAAGAAAUCAAUAUUUUAAACUAGGGUUGCCAAAACCAUGCUUGGCUGGCUGAUGAGACUGGUGGCGGCAGCAGCAGCAGUGCUUUGGUUGGUGGUGGGUUUUGCUACAAAUUGUUGUUUCCUCCUGCUGCUGCAACCCGGGGUUUAAAUGGUGGAGCAACUUUACAUAGCAUAUCUUCCUUACACUUAUUUCCCGGACCUCCUCGUACCUCCCUUUUUGUAUUCCAGUUCAGUUUGUUAGUUCAGCAAAUCCUUACCAUUAAGCUUUUACCCAUUUGUAAACCUUUUUCGUAUCUCUUAAAGCAUUACAGCUGGAAACCACUUAGUUUCUAUCCAACAUCCAGCUGGGUAGUGGUGGUAGGAGGUCUGUUCUUAACCUGAAACUGUUCUUAACCUGAAGCACCACUUUAGCUAAUGGGGCCUCCUGCUGCCGCCGCGCCGCCGGAGCCCGAUUUCUGUUCUUAUCCUGAAGCAAAGUUCUUAACUUGAAGCACUAUUUCUGGCUUAGUGGAGUGUGUAACCUGAAGCGUAUGUAACCUGAAGCAUAUGUAACCUGAUGUACCACUGUACUCCGUUUAUGGAGUGCUGCAAAACACAGGGUUUUUGCUGCAAAACUUUUGCCAAACAGUGGCACCAGUUUGGAGUAAAUCUGACAGUGAUGGGUUUUGGUGUGACCCUUGGGUUUGAGGGUCUUUUGCUCCAUUGGUGGGGUGCUGCAAAACAUUGCCAAACUUUGGCGCUGAUUUGGAGUGAAUCGAGUGACGUUGGCUUUUUGGGUGACCCGUUGACCCCUGGGUUUGAUGUAUCAGUUUCUCAAUUUGUGGGGCACUACAAAAAGCGGGGGUGUGUGUGUGUGUGUGUGUGUUGCAAAACGACUGCAAAAACUAUGGCACCAGUUUCAAGGGGGGUCCCAUAUUUUGGGAUUUUUAGUUAACGAAGCUUGGCAGCAAAACGUUUUUGCUCUAUACCAGGCACAGGCAACCUCAGCCCUCCAGAUGUUUAGAGACUACAAUUCCCAUCAUCCCUGACCACUGGUCCUGUUAGCUAGGGAUGAUGGGAGUUGUAAUCCCAAAACAUCUGGAGGGCCGAGUUUGCCUAUGCCUGCUCUAUACUUUCUGCCACUCCAAUCCUUUGGGAGGAUAGAAACAGAGCCACCAAGUAUGCCAACAAGAGGAAGGCAACAAGUAAAGAAGGAAUUAAAUCUUCCUUCUGUCACUUGUGAUAAUGGCAGUUCCCUCCAAGAAACAGAAAUGUGUCUGGCUCUUGCAUUUCAGGGUCGUACUCUCAGUGUACAGCUCAGCAAUUGCUUGUCCUCAGUGUACAGAAAUUGUAAUGAUCUGAUACUGUACAUAGUCUUAUGUAAAAGUCUUUCUGUUACACAGUUCUAGAAAUCAUUUGGGGCUAUUAAAUGCAUGAACACCUUUGCUUAAACAUUGUUUUUAUCCUUUUAAAAGAAAACAAAAGCUUGCGGGGGGGGGGAUUGAGGACCUGCCCCUAACAAAUUCCCCAUUCCUCCCACUAGGGCUUUCAUACCUCUGGACUAGGGGUCAGCAGCCUAAGGCCCAUGGGCCUAAGGCAUCCCACAGGGAUCAUUUAACCGGCCCACAAGCCGCCCCCGAACCGAGCUGCCCGCUUGGCGAGUCCCCGUGCGCUGUGCUAAACUGGCACAGCGUCUGCGCAUGGUCAGAUGCCGGAAAUUGUGUCUACGCAGACACCGGAAAUUGCGGCUGUGCGCAUUCAUGCGCGCAUGCGCAAUCCGGCCCACAGAGGGAUUUCUGCUGGAGUGAACCAGCCCAGGUGAGGUAAACCUUGCCGACCCCUGCUCUAGGCUCUAUAGAUGUUUUUGGACUCCCAACUAACAUCAUCCCCAGCCAGCAUGACCAACUUCUGGAGGGACCUACAGGUCCUGCUCCAAACAAGGUUUCCUGGUUUGUGCCUGUAGGUUCUGUGUAUGCGUGCAAUAUAAAUAUGUAAUAUGGGGAUUAUAGAAAAGCUUCUGCUUCUUUUGGCAGCUGUCGAUAAAUCCCUACAGAGGCCAACUCACAUGCUGAGAACCCAGGAAGUGCUAACAGUGCAAGAAGUGGGGUUAUGAUCCAGAUUCAGUAGAUUAACAAGUACCCGUAUUUUUCGCUCUAUAACACGCACCUGACCAUAACGCGCACGUAGUUUUUAGAGGAGGAAAAUCCGUAGGCAUGCCACCCGUAGGCAUUCCCUCCAUAACACGCACAGACAUUUCCCCUUACUUUUUAGGAGGAAAAAAGUGAGUGUUAUGGUGCAAAAAAUACGGUAGGUCCUUUCCACCUAGGGUGACUGUUUACUCAACGCCAACAAAGAGGGUAAAGGAGGACACAGACCUAAAUAAAAUGUGCAAAUAUCAAAAUGAUCACUACAGUUUAAAUAGAACUACAAUUCAUGUCUCCAUACUGGGGAAGAUGAUCGCCGGGUUGACCUGUGUGCUUGCUCAGUGUGCUGUCCAGAUGCUCGCUGUUGAUGGGCAACUUCAAGGCCAUUCCUCUCCAAGUCCAAUUUAAAGAUGCAUAUGAAGGGAGAUUUCAUCUAGGUCUUUGUCUUUAAGCAGAACUCAGAGCAGGCAGCCCUUCAGACAGAGGACUACCCUCUGUAAAGUAGGGUGUGUUGCUGCUGCCCUAGUCUGAAAGUUGAGCCUUAAGGGGGAUUGGCAGGCUCUUAAGUACAGCUCAUGCUUCCUAGGUGGCAAGGCAGUUGGUGUUCUGUCUGAUUCUGGGGAGGGGCCCUCUUUUAGGUUUUUCCAAUGUGUAUUUCUGAUAGGGAUUCCCAUCACUACAGUCAUACUCAGUAGGGAUGGGAGAGAGAUUUGAUAUUGUUUGCAUUUCAAUGAGAAACUCCCUGAUUUGCACUUCUCAGACCAAUGUACAGACCAACACACAAAUAUCCUUUGAACUUUACCCUUCUCCAAAGUUUGUGCCUCCAUUGAGAGCCAGUGUGGUGUAGUGGUUAAGAGCAGUGGACUCGUAAUCUGGUGAACUGGGUCGAUUCCCUGCUCUUCCACAUGCAGCUGCUGGGUGACCUUGGGCCAGUCACACUUUUCUGAAGUUUCUCAGCCCCACUCACCUCACAGAGUGUUUGUUGUGGGGGAGGAAGGGAAAGGAGAAUGUUAGCCGCUUUGAGACUCCUUAGGGUAGUGAUAAAGUGGGGUAUCAAAUCCAAACUCCUCUUUUUCUUCUUCAUUCCCUAGCAACCAGUGUGUGUGAAAAUGCAUAUAUUAGAGAAAAGUUUACAUUAAAGAACAACAUAUAAAAAUGCAUUAUAUUGGGGGAAUUGCUUUUUAAAAAUGGGUAUAUUUGUCAAAACUGCAUACAAAAAGGUAUAUUUUAGGAGAAUUUCACCCUAACAUGCUGACAAAUUUUCACGAUGGUUCAUUUUUAAAUGCAAAUUAUUGUUGCAAAAAUGUGGAAAACUCAAUUUAAGAUUGGGAAAAUGAGAAACGGAAAUUGACAGGUGAAUCAAUUCCUAGUAUUUUGCCCUCUCAUACAUUUGUGACCCAUCUCUUUCCCACAGUACUGGUAUGACAGUGAUGACCUGGGGGAACUGCCGCUGGAUUUUGAUGUCAUUUGGGAUGGAGACUUCGCCAUUGACAAGCCACCAGGGUUCAAAGGUAUGAGCCCUAGAUACAGAGUGUGUAGAUUACCGUUUGUGCUAAUGGGGGUGCCUUAGGUCUGAUUUCUCAUGAAUCACUUUCCAGUUUUCUAAAAUGAACAUUUUGUUACGGAGAAACCUGACAGUGAUAGUUGGAAUGCAGUGCACCAGGGCACAUCAGUGCCGUCCCAAAACUUUUUGCAGCCUGAAGAACAGAAAUGCCCCUUCUCAACCAGUGGUGCAGGAAGCCUCUUGGGCACCUGGGGUGGUGUGCCCAGGGGUGGGGCAAACCGCCCAUAGGGGCAGGGUGAACUGCGCCACAUGGCACACAUAGGGGCUAAGGACGGGGUGCACUGCGCAGCACCCAUAGGGAUGGACAGAGACAGAGCUAGUGGCGGUGUGCGUCCCAGGGAUGACACCCAGGGCGGACCCCCCCCCAACCUUGCUCCACCUCUGUUCUCAACACCACCCACCAGCACUGCUAAGGCCAACCCUUUAUUUUUAUUUUUUAAGUCUUACUACACUCUUUAGUCACCAAUUUCCUGCCUUCAUCUGUCACUCCUUCCCUACUUCCGGUGCUGCCUAAAACAAGUGACUUAACCCUGAUGUAUGUAUGGUAAAGCCAUCUCUGGAAGAUAGAGAAGCUGCCUUAAACUGUAUCCAACUGUUGGUCCAUCUACCUUAGUUUUGUCCACACUUCCUGCUAGAAUCUUCCCAGGGUCUUAGACUGGACAUAUUCGCUAGCCUGUCUGGAUCUGCUGGGGAGUUAAACCUGGAACUUUACUCAUACGGAGCAGAUGCUGUACCCCUGAGCUUCAGCCCUGCAUCUUGGUUGACCCUGGUGUGAUAACUUCCAGCCCAGGUGCAUUCAAAGACACAGUUGCAUUAAGAAGCUAACCUACUAAAACAUUUAUGGUGAUUCUGCCAUGUUAAGCAUGUAGCUGAAUCUUGGCCCACACUGCAUGGUUUAGAUUGCCAGCAUAGGUGGAGGGGUCUUUGAGGGAGGUGACAAUCUGGUGCAUUGAGAAGAGAGGAAGUUCCUUUCAUUUCAUCUCCAUGUUGUUCUUCCCUCUCCCCAGCUCUGUUGUACAAGUGUUCAGCCCAGCGCUCCAGCUGCGGGCUCUGCCUCAAGUCAGACCCGCGCUAUGAGUGUGGUUGGUGUGUUCCAGAACGCCGUUGUCUCUUGCGCCCUCACUGCCCUACUUCCCGGCAGAAUUGGGUGCCACCUGGACGGCGGGGGGCCCGCUGCACCCACCCCCGCAUCACCCAGGUAAGAAAAACUGCUUAGCGGUUCUCUUAAAGGUAAAGGAACCCCUGACCAUUAAGUCCAGUUGCGGACGACUCUGGGGUUGCGGUGCUCAUCUCGCUUUAUUGGCCAAGGGAGCCGGCGUACAGCUUCCGGGUCAUGUGGCCAGCAUGACUAAGCCGCUUCUGGCAAACCAGAGCAGCACACGGAAACAUCAUUUACAUUCCUGCCAGAAUGUUACCUAUUUAUCUACUUGCACUUCAUGCUUUUGAACUGCUAGGUUGGCAGGAGCAGGGACCAAGCAACGGGAGCUCACCCUGUCACGGGGAUUCGAACCGCCGACCUUCUGAUCGGCAAGUCCUAGGCUCUGUGGUUUAACCCACAGCGCCACCCGCAUUCUCUUACUGUGGUGUUUUUUCCUUCUUUUUUGGAACCCCUGCAAACCUCGCUGGGUUCCCUCCCCUCAAUGAGCAGCCUUCCUCUCUCUUCCCCUCCCACCCCAAUCUCUCUGCAGGUGUUGCCAUUGACUGGCCCCAAGGAAGGUGGGACACGAGUGACAGUUUGGGGAGAGAACCUGGGGCUUCAUUUCUUCGAGGUGGGGGUCCGUGUGGCAGGCGUGCGCUGCACUUCUCUCUCUGCUGAAUACAUCAGCGCUGAGAGGUUGGUGAGGGUUUUCUGAAAACACUGGGUGCUGGUGGAGGAGGAGCCUGUGGGGUGCUGUCAUGGGAAGGUACAGAACAGGGAAUCUGAGUAGGAGCAAAACUGCAAAAACAACGGUGUGGUUCAUGGUCUCUCACUUAACACCACCUCCUGGACCUGGUGGUGCAUUUAAUGGCAGAACUCUGUGAAUGCAGCUCCUUCGCUCCUCCCUUUGUACUUACACCAGGAAGUCCCCAGUUAACCAGAGUAUCCCUUUUUCCCAGAAUGGAAGAAACUCUGAUCAGCAGCUUUGGAACAAGCCCAGGAUCAUAAAGUACAAUUUAUGGCAGAGUGCCUUUUAGUUAUAGCACUUGGUUCUCGUGCAUUUAUGAGCCAGGGCUUCCAGGCAGGUUUGUCAUAUUAACUAAAAACAAAAUAAUAUCUAAGAAGGGAGGCUGCAGGGUUGCAAAAUCGGAAGAAUGAAAGGGAGACAAUACAGUGAGCUAAUGAGCACACAGUUGUACUUGAUGAAGCUAUCAUUUUAAUCUUCACACUUUCUGAUCAGACCAGAAAGAUUUAUGUUGCAAGAAAGGACAAUAAAUUAGUCAUUUCCUCCCCCCACACCCCCGGUGUCAUCCCUGCAUGUUCCACUCAUUUGAAUUUAGACAUGUUUGUCUAAAUGUUUCCCUCUUAAACUCCAGAAACAAGGUUCCCAUGCCCAGAUUCUCUCACUUUGGUAAAACUGGUCUAAACUACCAAUAAUGGGUUUUCUUGGGGGUUAGCCACGCUUAACUUUUGCUCUGUUUUUUCCAGGCACCAGGAAAGAGCUCUGUGUUUAAGCUUUAUUUUCCACUUUCCCUGCAAAAAUCUGUGCUUUAGCAUUCAGUUUAGCUUUUUCAUGGAUUGCCGUUUGCUCCAGGGUUUUCUUGGGGAAAGAUCCAGAGCAAAAAAAGGGAGGGGGACUUGGACACAAAACUUUAAAGUGCCUGGAAAGAGAGGGGCAAAAGGGAAAGUGUAGAUAAGCUCUUAGGUAGGCCAAAGUUGACUUUGAUAUUUCAAUAGCACAUGGAUGGGUAACUUUUUCAGGCUUAACAGGUGGGAGGCUCAGAUCCGCCAUGAUCAUGAAUUUAUUGCUUCCUCUGUGCGUCUUGUUUGGGCGGAGCGGUGGGUGGAAGGGGCCUUCCCAAUGCAAAACAAGAUGGUGUCCCUAGUCCCUUAUUGCAGAAACCUCUGAGUUUUCCUUAUACAGUGGAACCUCGGUUACGGUGGGGAGCCCCGCCACAACCCGAAAAGGGCGCAACCCAAAGUGUCGUGUCUGCGCAUGUGCGCGGCACAAUUUAGCGCUUCUGUGUAUGCACAGACGCGAUUUAUCGCGACUGCAUGUGCACGAAUGGCGCGAACCUGGAAGUAACCCGUUCCAGUACUUCCAGGUUUGUGCCAGUUGCAAGCCGAGGGUGAUGUAAGCCGGAGGCAACGUAACCCGAGGCUCCACUGUAUUUUGUGCUAAGAAGGAUUUUGGUGCUGCCUUGAUUGAGGGGGAAAGCUAGGCCAGGCCAAAAGUAUUCAUUGGGCAGCUAGGAGAGAUGCCAGGAAAAUUUAGAGGAUUGCAUUGAAGGCCUCUCUGACCAAGGCUAAUGCUGCUGACCCAACAGGCACUCCUGAGGAAAUGAGGAGUCAUUCCCUCCCCAGGGAAGAGCACUGACCAGACUAAAAGGUUUACCAGGCAAACGUCAUUCUGUUCAAGGAGUGUUUCUUGCAAGGCCUUAACAAACCUGCAGUCUGGGGCAAGACAAAGAGAGCUGAGCUGUGCAAAAAUAAAUUAUAACAAGGGGCAUUGUGGAAUGAAGAAUUAGAAGCAAGUGAUGGCCUUGUGAAGGGAAGGGAUGUGGUGGACUCAGUGGGGCUGCAGGGAUUGGUGUGGUGGCGAUGGGAUGGGGAGGAAGCCAUAUUCUUCUGACAAAUCAUCCUUUCUCCCCUCAGGCUGGUAUGCGAACUGGAGCCAUCGCUUUUGCCUGACCCUCCCCCCGGGCCUGUGGAGCUGUGCGUAGGCGAUUGCAGUGCUGACUACCGGACCCAGUCAGAUACUCCCUUCACUUUUGUGGUAAUCAGGGUGGGGGUUAGGGCUCAAUAGGCAUAUUUAGCUUAUAUGAUAAGCAAUGAAGUACAUGGUAGAAGUCUUGCUUGCAAACUGUGGGCGGGUUUAUUUGUGGAAAGGGGUGUUUCCUGAGCCCCAGACCCAAAAAGUAGUCUGGUUCUGGAAGGGGUGUCCAUGUUAAUCAGCUUGAGGGAAGGGGGAGACUGUUCGUGAAGUGUAUCUUCAUUAUUAAUUUCUACCUGUUUCCUCAUGUAGACCCCCAGUUUUCAUGGGGUAUACCCAGAACGAGGUCCUGCCUCAGGCGGGACGAAAAUCAGCCUCCUGGGAACGCAUCUGGAUGCUGGGAGCAAUGUCAGUGUUGUGAUCCGGGGAGCCCCAUGUCAGCUGAUAAGGUAUUGUUUGGGGUGCCAUUCAGCUUUCAGUGGAGUUGGCUGGGAACUCUUGGACAGGGUCAAUAUUAAAUUGGGUUUGGGUGGGGGAAGGAAUUGGGUGGAAUUCAGCAUCGUGCUGAGGUGAAUGUCCAUUCAGGACAAGCAUUGCAGCAGGCAGAACAAUCCCCCCAUCUCCUUCCCCAAGCUCUGUUCUGGGAGUUGACCUGAAAUCCCCUCCAAGCCUUUUUUUGGGGGGUGGGGUGGGGGCAAGUGGAGGAGAUGAGGGGAAAGCUCCGCUGGGUGAGCAGAAGCCCUUGGGCUGAAAGGACUCUUUAGGUCAGUGGUUACCAAUUGGUAGUCUGCAGACCCCAGAGGUCUGUUUCACCCAUGCAGGGGGUCCCUGGCACCAUGGGCAAGGGCGCAAAACUGCCUAGAAAGCACUGGACAAGUGGAAAUCUGCUUGGCCCCAUGCUUUCUAGGCACGGGACAAGCACAAGUCUGGAUGAUCCCUAGGCCUGUUUAUUUUUUGCAUAGCAGCUCCUUGGUAUGUAGAAGCUAUGAACCGAGUCAGCAUGGUGCAGCAGACAGAGUAUCCAGCCAGAAUUGAGGAGGGCCACGUUCAAAUCCCCACUCAGCCAUGAAGCUCCUAGACCCUGUUAACUGCCUUUCAGUUUAAUCUACCUCAGAACAGAAUAGGGCGGUGGUGGUGGUGGGGAGAAUCAGGUGUGCUGCCCUGGAGCAGGAUAAAAAUGAAAUAAGUCCAUGGCCUGAGACAGAGGAGGGAAGCUCUGUGUUUACGUUGGACAGUGCAACGUGGGUGAGGGGAAAGUGGAAGGUGUUGAAUGAUGGGGUGCGGAGGAAGCAUAAUUUUUGAGGUUAGAUUAUUUGUGAGGAGGCUGUGUUUGUUUCUUGAGGGGCAAUAACUCUCAGUUUCCCUCUCCCAAGGCGUAGCGCAGGGGAGAUUGUCUGCCUGUCUCCCCCCUCAGCCCUAGGCCCAGGCCUCGCUGAGCUCAGCCUUCGCAUUGACCGUGCUAACAUCAGCACCAACGGCACAGUCUCCUUCCGCUACAGCCCUGACCCGGUUGUCACAGGGAUAGAGCCUGCCUGGAGCAUUGCCAAGUAAGUGAUGAGCCUGUGACAGCUCCAAGCUUCUUUACUAAGCAUCUCUCAUUCCCACAGGACGGUGCCCAGGCCCCAAAUCCGUAGAUGGGAGUAACUGAGGAAAUAAGGCUCUCCCCCCAACUUCCCCCUGACUGCUGCUUAGUGGGGAGGGCCCUGAUGCUUCCCCGCCCCCUCAUGACUCAGAGAGGAAAAUUGGGGGCUGCCCUCCAUCCUCCACAUUUAAAAAGUUUUACUUUAGACACUUCUGCUUUGUCUCGUUUAUUCAAUCUGUCUCCCAUCUCAGUGUUUCUCAAACUAUGGUCCCAGCUGUUGUUGAACUACAACUCCCAUCAUCCCUAGCUAGCAGGACCAGUGGUCAGAGAUGAUGGGAGUUGUAGUCCAACUACAGUUGGGGACCCAUGUUUGACCAACACAGUCUCAUCUUCUAGGCCAGCAAUUUGUUUAGAUUCCAAUAGAUAGACAGAUAUUUAGAGACAUGCACACCUUACCCUGUUCCAAGGACAAUAUUGCUAAUACAGGCAUUCCCCCCACUAGGGUUGGGCGAUACCUGGUUUUCAACAUUGUGAUAUAUCACCAGCUAAACACCACAAUUUAGUGAUAUAUCAUGAUUUUUGAAACUUGGAACUAUGUAGGGGGGUGAAGGUUGGGUGAAGGAGCAGUCUGUGGAGAUCAUGCAGGUUGGGGGGGUGCAGAUCGGGUGUGUGGCUGGGCAAAGGAACAUCACACUUCAAAAGGACCUUGACAGAUUAGAGAACUGGGCCAAAACAAACAAGAUGAAUUUUAACAGGGAGAAAUGUAAAGUAUUGCACUUGGGCAAAAAAAAUGAGAGGCACAAAUACAAGAUGGGGACACCUGGCUUGAGAGCAGUACAUGUGAAAAGGAUCUAGGAGUCUUGGUUGACCACAAACUUGACAUGAGCCAACAGUGUGACGCGGCAGCUAAAAAGCCAAUGCAAUUCUGGGCUGCAUCAAUAGGAGUAUAGCAUCUAGAUCAAGGGAAGUAAUAGUGCCACUGUAUUCUGCUCUGGUCAGACCUCACCUGGAGUACUGUGUCCAGUUCUGGGCACCACAGUUCAAGAAGGACACUGACAAACUGGAACGUGUCCAGAGGAGAGCAACCAAAAUGGUCAAAGGCCUGGAAACGAUGCCUUAUGAGGAACGGCUAAGGAGCUGGACAUGUUUAGCCUGGAGAAGAGGAGGUUAAGGGGUGAUAUGAUAGCCAUGUUCAAAUAUAUAAAAGGAUGUCACAUAGAGGAGGGAGAAAGGUUGUUUUCUGCUGCUCCAGAGAAGCGGACACGGAGCAAUGGAUCCAAACUACAAGAAAGAAGAUUCCACCUAAACAUUAGGAAGAACUUCCUGACAGUAAGAGCUGUUCGACAGUGGAAUUUGCUGCCAAGGAGUGUGGUGGAGUCUCCUUCUUUGGAGGUCUUUAAGCAGAGGCUUGACAACCAUAUGUCAGGAGUACUCUGAUGGUGUUUCCUGCUUGGCAGGAGGUUGGACUCGAUGGCCCUUGUGGUCUCUUCCAACUCUAUGAUUCUAUGAUUCUAUGAUUCUAUUCUAUGGAGAUUGGGUGUGCCAGUGAGCAAAGAAGCAUGGAGAUCAGGCUUGCAGGAAGCAAAUCAGGCGUACACACACACAGAAGGGAGCAAGGAAGGAAAGAGGCUUGAAGAACACAGGGCAAUGUGGUGGGUUUUUGUUUUUUUAUUUCGUGGCGUCUGUGAGGGAAGUCAGCGUCUCAGCAUCAGUGGCUUCAUGAAACCAUGCUUUCUCCCAGCUGCUUCCAGAUAAAUCCACAUUGAAGACUCACACAAACUGUGAUUCAUGACGCAUUGCCAUGUCAAUUAUUUUUAGACAGUUAUUGGGAUGUGAUCUAGAAACCGGUAUUGGACGAUAUAUCAAUAUAUCGCCCUGCCCUAUCCCCUACAUACACAUGAUUGAAUCACACACAACCGUGUAUAUGUGUGGUGCUGGGAAAUAGAUAGAUUCAAACCAGGAAAUGGCAGGAGAGAGCUGGAGAGUCCUCAUGGCUCAUGAGAAGACCCUUCUAGUAGCUUGAAGAGGACGUCAGUGAGAGCAGAGGAAGCCCCAAAGAGACCAGAGGCACAGUGGGGCUUUGUUUAAGCUGCUCAGCCUCCCUGCCUAAUAGCUGACGCAUGGGGUAGCACAGCAGCCGCUGCAGCCGCCACUUACCCAGGCAUCAUCCCAGCUGGUCCCAGGGCUUCAAUUCUAGCUGGAGAAAGUUGUGGGGAGAGAGAGCUGGAGAGCUGGAACAAACAGGUAUUCCAAGGCUUUUUAGAGGGCGCUCCUCACUCAUGCAAUAUUCACUUAUGUGGGGGGGGGGGGGGGGACUUAACCACCACAUAAGUGGGGUGAUGCCUGUACUAAAAAUUAUAUUCCUGUACUAUAGAAACAUCUUCCAAAUUUAAAAGCAUGGAGAGGAUAACAUUUACAGGCAGUGGAGUUAAGCCAAAAAGAGAUACUGAUUUAUUAGUAUAUAUGCAUGCAUGUUUUUAAUUUUACGAACUGUAUAUUUUUUGGGGAGGGGUCAAAGGGACCUCAGCCCCUAGGAGUUGACUUCUAUGCUCAAGGCUAAUGGUGAACACUGGGGAAAUUGAGUUUUGGAAAGGGAGGUGGAACACACAUAGGGAGCGCACUAGCUUUGAUCCUGUGUGAACUUCCCUUGGCUCAUCUGCAUAGGAAGGCACCUGUGACAUUCUGAGCAUACCUGGUCUUCUCCAUGCAACUGUAUCCCUGGUCUCCUUGCCAUUGCCGCAUGCCUGGUGGGUGCCAUUAUGAGAAUGGGGUCUUACCAAAGUCAUGAAUUUCCCUUUCUUUGGCAAGGUCUUCUCUUUAUCAUCUGCACCACCACAGUGUCUGUGGGCUGAAUCCAUUUACCUCCCCCUCUGUCUUUUCUUACCCCCACUCUACAGUGGUAGUACCAGUCUCACAGUGAGUGGGACCCACCUGCUGACGAUCCAGGAGCCCCGGGUUCGAGCUGCCUAUGGGGGAAUAGAAACCAUCAAUGUGAGUCUUCUGUGGAGUGGGCUAAACUGAUGCAGACUGAGCGUGCAGCAAAAAAGAGGCAAUUGACAGACAUAGAGGAGAGAGGGAGGGAGAGAGAAGGGAUUUGCACCAUCAGGUUAGCUACUCUGCUCUAAGAAACAAUAUACCACUCACCCAUAUUGUGUAUCAACCAGUACUAUCACUUGGCUUAAAACAUGUUUGUUGAUCUACAGAUCAGUCCUCCAUACCCUGGAGUUCAAGAGCAGAAUGUCCAUUGCACCUGUAGUUCUUAACUUCAAACUUUUGCCAGGUUUUCACUUCCGCUUUUAAACUGUCCAUCUUUUGUGCAUUAAAUUUGUGUGAUUGUAGCUGGCCAGCCGCCAAGUGUGUAAAGCUGUGAUUGCAUAAGUUGAAUGCACACCAGUUGCGAGUUGACUGUAUAUAAACUCACUGCACAUUCUCCCUCCACCGUCUGAGAGAAGGUCUGUAGCUUAAGGAACUAUUCAGACAUAUGAUCUCCCACUUUCAUUCUGGAUGGUGAAGUUCAGAAGGAAACUCCAUAAUGUGAUAUAUAUUUUCUUAAUCAUGUAUUUCCACUCCCAAGACUCUGUAAGUAAAAACCAUAAAAUGUAAACCAUAAAAUUGUAAGUAAAACCAUGAAAUGGUUCUUAAACAUAUCUGUCUCUGUCUUGAAUCCAAGAUAAAGAUUAGGAGGCCCAAAGCAUUCUGGGAGGGAGGGAGGGAAUAGUCCUCCCUUCCAAGCCCUUAAAAGGCAACAUACUUUUUGAGCUAAUUGUGAAAGCCAAGACUCUGCAUGUCAGAAGUAAGGACUGCUUGUCUUUGAGACAGCAGAGUAGGUAUGCGCGGUUGGGUGUUGAAGGUCAGAAGCCAAGUGUAGCGGAUUAUUCUUUGUUCCCCCUCAGUUGUGGGGUGUCUGUUUUUCCUUCCUUGCAGAGUUGCCAGGUACUGAAUGACUCGGUGAUGUUGUGCAAGGCCCCUGGCAUCAUACCUGGGGAGCAGGCCCUGCCCCUUGCAGGUGCUCACCCUGACGAGUUUGGCUUCCUCUUGGAUGAUGUGGCAGCCGCACGUACCUUGAACCGCUCAGCCUUUACCUACUACCCUGACCCCAGCUUUGAGCCGUUUGGUCCCAGCGGCAUCCUGGAGAUUAAGCCUGGAUCCCAUGUAGUCCUCAAGGUACUGAAGCAGUUUGUGUCAGGGCUUUUAAAACGUUAAUGGUUGAAACCCUCAAGCCAAUCAAAUGAUAGCCUGCUCAAAGCCUACUGAAUAAAAACCAUGACAGAAUUAUUUUGUCCAGCAUGAUGUAGCUUUUUACCUUUUGGUUAGAGAUAAGCAUUCCAAAAAAGAAAGGAGUGCCUAUUUUAUGGUUGUGGCAUUCAAAUACAUUGGUACCUCAGGUUAAGUACUUAAUUCGUUCUGGAGGUCCAUUAUUAACCUGAAACUGUUCUUAACCUGAAGCACCACUUUAGCUAAUGGGGCCUCCUGCUGCCGCUGUACGAUUUCUGUUCUCAUCCCAAAGCAAAGUUCUUAACCCGAGGUACUAUAUUUCUGGGUUAGUGGAGUCUGUAACCUGAAGCAUAUGUAACCCGAGGUACCACUGUACAGAAUUCGAUCAGAAAUUGAGAAUUUAGUUUUCUUUCAUAUAUAUUUUAAAAACUUUUUUCUAGACCUUAUAACAGCAAAGUAGGUGUGAGUAAAUAUAGGACUUGUUUGGUGAAAUCUGGUUGAGAUGGUCUGAGGAGGAUUCCCAAUGAUUAAGGAAUUUAGUUUUAGAUCCUUGCCUUUCUCCAUGGAUAAGAGAAAUAUACAAUUCUGUACUGGCUGCAGAGAAUGAAUGUGCUUUUUGGUGCUAUGUUGAAUGGACUUUGUGCAGAGUGGGUACCCAAUUUGCACUUUGAGAGCCCUGGGCUUGGACUCAAGAGACUCUUCUCCAUGCCUAGAUUCAGGGUCCUGUGACAGAAUGCUCCCAUAUCUUCACUCAUAUUCCUGUGUCUUUCAGGGCAGGAACCUGAUCCCAGCAGUAUCGGGCAGCGCACGACUCAACUAUACAGUCCUAAUCGGCGGAGAGCCCUGCAUCCUGACCGUCUCAGAGACCCAACUGCUGUGUGACUCACCAAGCCAAACCGGGGAACAGCCAGUUACGGUACACCUAUCAUUGGAAGCCAGGGAGGGAAGGGGGGAUGUGGAGCAGAUGGGACCAGUCUGCCCAUUCCAGGGAGAACUGCCAAUGCUAUGGACAUGUAAGGGGUUGUCCAGUGAGUGAUUUGUCCUGGUGAUGUGACAUAGUAGUAUGCAUGUGUUAGCCUGAGGAAUGUCAUCCCCGCCCCUCCCCGGCAAGUGUAGGUACACAGCUGGUGGGUAGACCUGCCCAUCCUGCCCAACUAAAAGAAAAAAAUUGCAGAACAGAGCACGCCAUACAUCUAGGUUGAAGAGUGUGGGAUAUGCUAGGGUUCUCUCACCAAAUAGUACUUACCCCAAACCUGGAUUUUGGCAUCUCGGAAUUCUCCUUUUUUCCCCUUGCCACCAACAAAAAGGUCAACAAUGUUCCAAGAACAAGUCCUGAUGUCCAAAAAGAUAUGCCCUAUGUGCAUUUGAGGGCUGUUCCCCUGAGCUAAGCUGCUGGACCUCAUUGUUUUCAGAGACAGCACAUAUCCUGAACAGCAGAUGCCAGUUAGUUAAAUGUACAAGGGGAUGGGAGAGCUGUUGUCUUAGUGAUGGUGGACUGUAUUAAUAGGCCCUUGGCCUGAUGCAGCAGGGGUGCUUCUCCUGUGUGACCUGGCUUUAAUCUCUUGCUCUUCUUUUUGUAGAUCCUGGUGGGGGGUCUCUCGUUCUCCCCUGGGACCUUACACAUUUACCCUGAGACAGCCCUGCCUUUGCCGGCUCUUGUUGGGUUAGGUGCAGGAGGAAGUCUGCUUCUGGGCGCUAUCAUUGGGGUGCUGGUGGCCUACAAGCGGAAGACUCGGGACGCUGACCGUACUCUGAAGCGGUUGCAGCUGCAGAUGGACAACUUGGAGUCUCGCGUGGCCCUGGAGUGCAAGGAAGGUAUUUAGGGGGCUGGGAAAUAAAGGGACGUGAAUGUAGGGGGCAGCAACAUUGCCUUUUGGGCCCAAGGUUGGUAGUUGUUGCUGGAACGUGUUAAUGUAAUCUUUGGCAUCUCCUCUCUAAGGAGGCGACUGGUGCCAAUGUAGGUCUUUGGGCACAAAGGUGCCUUCUCUAGUUGUAGCCUCCAAGAUGGAGUGUGGAAGUCCAGCUCCCGCUGGGGAGGGAUGCAUCAGGACUGGUUCCCAGGGCAUGGAAUAGUUCCUUUUGUAGAUUGGAAAGAUGUGCAGCCAUUAUGGGCUCCAUAUUCUUUUCACAGCAAAUAGUUUGUGGCAGUCACCAGUUCCUGUAACACUGCGACAAGGCCAGCCCAACCAUUCAGGAGAGUGGGAUGGCUGCAUCAGACAGCUAAUUCUGGGUGUCAUGAAGGGACAGGAACCCAGGAGUUAUUGAAGGUAUUUCUGAUAGUAUCUCCACUCGCAAGGAGAGAUGCUUGUGGGAUUUUCUGUCUCAUUUGCCAGAAUAACUUGGCCAGCUUCAAGAUGGCCAUGAUUGGGGGUGGGAUUUGCCGUUCUGCUUCAUGUAACAAAAUGUAUUUGGUUUAUAGGUAGCAAAAGUCUUUGGUUGUCAGUUUAUCCCACAACCAUCCCUAUUUUGUUCCCAUUUUGUGAAAUAGUUGAGUGUUGGGAGUUUUCUGUUAACGUAUUAAUUCACAGAAUUUAGGUUUCAGCCCCUCCUUGGGUGUCUCGAAAUUAAAUCUCUGGUGUUUCUCUGGGGGUGGCUGGGCAAGAAGGGCAGAGAAGGUCCGCCUAAACUCUAGAUGGCAAAGACAUGGGCAUAGGCACAAAAUGCCAAGGUACCAUUCCCGCCCCCCCAUUUUCCCACUACUGCACACCAUGACUAUCUGUCCCAAUAGACACACAUUCCCUGCCUUAGAAAACAGUUUAGAACAAAGAGCAGAAAGAGAAGAACCUUCAGCAAUAAGAGUGCAGUCAUCUUAGGCAGUAAUUUCUGGUGUGAAUAUGUGUCAAAAAUCCACAAAAGCAUUCCUUUGUGUGAAAUGUUGAGAAGGUUGUGCUUGAUACAGCUUGGUGGGCUCAGAGAAAAGGCACUUGCCAUGAAUGGUCCUUAAUGAGAAAUGUGGCAGCUUCUGGAGAACCCUAGGAACCCAGGUGUCUUUAAAUUCUUUGGCUCCCUUAGGUUUCAAAAGCCUAGGGGUGGGGUUUUUUGGGGGGGGGGAUUACAGUGGAGAAGGUUGCCCGUUAUGCAUGGUCUCCAACACUUUUGACCAUCUUCCACCUUCUUCAGCUUUUGCUGAGCUGCAGACAGAUAUUAACGAGCUGACAAACAACAUGGAUGGUGUGAAGAUCCCUUUCCUGGACUAUCGGACCUAUGCAAGGCGUGUGCUUUUUCCAGGGGUGGAUGAGCACCCAGCGCUGCAGGAGACCAGUGUAAGUUGCAAUGCAGGGGGAGAGACAGGGACCUGGCAAAGGUUUUUGCUUUACAGGUGGCAGAAAAGGGAGAUCAGAAGCUGGUGUUUUGUGAUCUCCAUAUGACACAAACCAAGUCAUGGAGGAACCACCAAGUCCAUGGUGGUGGGGUUCUUGCAUGUUGAAGUCUUGGCCUUCUAGCUUUUGGGUGCAGGUCAGUCCCCUGCCCCACUUUGGUAUUUCCUCCAUUGAGGUACAUGUUCUUGAACUACUUGUUUGGCCUCGCUUAGACAAAUUAAUGGAGGAUAGGCUAUCAAUGGCCACUAACCAUAAUGUCUAUGUCCUGCCUUAUCAAUCGGAAGCAGGUGUGCCUCUGUAGAUGGGUUGCUGGGAAUCAGUCACAAGUGGGCAGAGUGCAGUUGCACUCGGGUCAUGCCUCUGGCCUUCCUUAUAGGCACAUGGUUGGCCAUUGUGAGACCAGGACGCUGUACUAUGAUGAGGCCUUUGGCCUCAUCCAGCAAGGGUCUUCUGCCUGUCAGCCCCCAAAGACACCUAUCUCAUUGCUGUUGGAAACAAGAAACUGGUCUAGGUGGGUCCUUGCUCUGAUCUAGCAGCAAAGGAUGUUCCUAUUCUUUUAAUGCUCUUAUGCAGAAGAGACAAGAGUCAAUAGUGCAGAUGACAACAUUCCUCUCUCAGUGGCCAUCUUGUGAGCAGCAGCAUCUCAAAGACAUGUGCAAAGUUUCAGGACCCUCCAUGGGAAUGUUUUUAAUGUGCAUGACCAUUUUCCAGGUGUCCUGGCUAGCUCAAGGGGUGUGUCUCUCUCGCUUCUCUUGCCCUCCACAGACGCCACCGAGCACAGAGAAAGGCCUCCGCCUCUUCGGGCAGCUGCUGCACACGCGGCCCUUCCUGUUGACCUUCAUCCACACCCUGGAGGGACAGCGUGGCUUCUCCAUGCGGGACCGGGGGGCUGUUGCUUCCCUGACUAUGGUGGCUCUGCAAGGCAGGCUGGACUAUGCUACUGGUGUGCUGAAGCAGCUGCUGGCAGACCUCAUUGAAAAGAACCUGCAGAACCGUGCGCACCCCAAGCUCUUGCUCCGCCGGUGAGAGGCCUUCUUUGCUCCUCCCCACCACUUAAUGCCAUAAGCCUUUAACCCUCACAUUGCCACCAAACAAGUGCCAUAACACCCUCAAUUGCCUCCCCAUCUUCUAAACAAAAGAUUGCCAGACCCCGUUAAGGCUGGGAACCACGUAUCAGCAUCGUGCUGGUACAGUCAGCUACAUUUGCCCCUCUGCAGCACUUCCACACAGAGCUGCUAUGGGUCCUCAGCCCCUGCUAGCCCUGCCAUGUUCCACCUCUUAACAUGCAAACUUCUGUGCUGCUCUCUGCUGAAUUUCUCCCCAUCUUUCCAGUCUGGUGGACUGAAUUGAUGCUGUGUGUCUCUGCCUUCCCCUCCAAAUGUCCCUGUAAUUCCAGGGGCUGGGGGCAGCAGCAUCCCAUUUGUUGGAGUGAACAUUGUUGGGGCAGAGGAAGUAGGGAGGUCAAGUUUCUAGUCCCUGUGACAUGGCAAAGGGGUUCCCAGAUUUAUGCGUAUUUCUCUUCACAGCUGUGGGGGGGGGGCACUGAGGAUUCCCUCCACCUCCCACAUGUGGGGAACUCAGCUGUCUGUGCUCUCUCUUUUUCUGUUUUCCCAGGACGGAGUCCGUAGCUGAGAAGAUGUUGACAAAUUGGUUUACUUUCCUGUUGCACAGGUUCCUCAAGGUGAGUGCAUGCAAGCGAAAGAGAGGGGGGCAGGCAGGGGGAGAGAGAGAAGUGAGAGAGAUGGAACGGGGCCUCUGACAUCUGGGUCCUGGCCCUUAUUCUGGCAGAGAGCAGGAAUCUAAAGGGGGCUGAGGGAAACUAGAGGCCAAAGAUCCAGAAUUUUCUACCCAUGGUCUUUGUCCUGGGGAUAGGGAGUUGGGAAUGGGAGUUAUGUGGAUAGGGAAGGAAAUGUUUUGCAUGCAUCAGCUUCCAUGUCCAAUCUCUAGGAUCUGUAGUUUGAAAAAUGACCAGGUAGCAGGGGAUGGCAGCCAUGGCUGGUCCAUUAGGCCAAGCAAUUCGCAUCCCUACCACCUUGGUUGGCCCUGCUGCCUGCCCUCCUUACUUACAACCGGUCGAGGAGUGUGUAGCCCUGCCUGCCGCCUGCCACCUCCUUAUUCAGCAGGGAGGAGGAAUGGGAGUAAGGAGGAACUCAAAUGUGUCGGCUCUGCCUCUCACUGGCUGUGGUUGCGUCUGUCACUGCCUAUGCCUACUGCUGGACCCCUUGCCUCCUGGGUGAUGGAGAGCACCUUUCUCUGCCAGAGGCCCUGAUGCCAAAGUAGAUGGAUAAUAAUCUGACCCUGGGAUAAGGGAGCUUCCUAUGUUCCUUGCCUAUGAACCUCUCUCUUCUUCCCCACCCCAGGAAUGUGCUGGGGAGCCGCUAUUUAUGCUAUUCUGUGCCAUCAAGCAGCAGAUGGAGAAAGGACCCAUAGAUUCCAUCACAGGCGAGGCUCGCUACUCGCUGAGCGAGGACAAGCUCAUUCGCCAGCAAAUAGAUUACAAGACCUUGGUGAGGAUGCUGGUGGCUGUGCCACGCCUCUUCGUAGUCUGGGGAGAGAACAGUUUAGUUUGCUCUGUGGGCGGGGGGUUGUUGUUGCAUAGGCCAGUCUGGCUUGCAGUCUUGGUGGUUUAGAGGACUCCAGGCCACCAAAUUUGAAGAGAUAAGCAGCAGCCUAACAUUUUAAUAGGGACGCGGGGUGGCGCUGUGGGUUAAACCACAGAGCCUAGGACUUGCCGAUCAGAAGGUCGGCGGUUCAGAUCCCCACGAUGGGGUGAGCUCCCAUUGCUCAGUCCCUGCUCCUGCCAACCUAGAAGUUCGAAAGCACGUCAAAGUGCAAGUAGAUAAAUAGGUACCGCUCCAGCAGGAAGGUAAGUGGCGUUUCCGUGUGCUGCUCUGGUUCGCCAGAAGCGGCUUAGUUUAGUCAUGCUGGCCACAUGACCCGGAAGCUGUACGCUGGCUCCCUCGGCCAAUAAAGCCGAGAUGAGUGCCGCAACCCCAGAGUCGGCCACGACUGGACCUAAUGGUCAGGGGUUCCCUUUACCUAACAUUUUAAUGGCAGGAAACAUAACUUUAUGGGGCUGACCUACUUAAGCCUCAAAUGGGGCUGCCUUAAAGGAAGAAAGUUCCACAAAGUUCCAUAGAGCUGGAGAGAGGAACAGGGAAGGGUGAGAUUAGCCCAGUGAUGCCAAAGACUGCUGUGUGCCUGUGUGGUGCAUGCUGGACUUUGGCUAAGGUGAGGCACUAGGUUCUGCUUACAGGCAGCUGGGGGAGGGGCAAAACAGGGGUCCAUUCCUACAGUUCUAUGUAGGGAUAAAAGUUUGGUUUGUUUGUUUUUUACUUUUGGCUGACCGCGAAAAGAAUUGGCCUUCCCCUGUUUCCAUCCUGGCGUAGAUUAGGCAACCUGCUCUUGGACCUCCAUGUUAGUUUGGCAAUAAAAAGGUUAUCAAAAUAUCUCCAAUUUCAUACAUUGGACUGACCCCAAAUGCAGCAAUGCUGGAACUGCAGUUGCUCACAAAUGGUCGUUGGGGAUGUGAGGAAUGACCAGGGCUGAAAAACUGCCUAGGUAUGACCCUGGGCAAAUGUAACUAGGGAUGCAUGAGCCUUGAAACUGUGAUGAUUGCAACGUUAGCAGGUUUUUUCUCUGUUUCCAGACUCUGUUAUGUACCCCUCCUGAGCCCCCUGGGGGCCCUGCUGUGCCUGUCAAGGUAUUAAACUGUGACUCAGUGACGCAAGUGAAGGAGAAGCUGCUGGACGCUGUGUACCGUGGGGUGCCCUAUUCCCAACGCCCACGUGCCGAAGACAUGGAGCUGGGUAUGAAGGCAGGAACAUGGGAGAAAGCAGGUGGGGCUGGGAGCAUGGAUGGACACCUUGGUUUUUAGCCACUGGGCUUAGGCUAGGGGUGGAGAACCUUGGUUCCAGCAGAUGCUCUUUGACUGUAGGUCCCGUUAUCCCUAACCACAGGCCAUGCUGACUGGGGCUGAUGGGAAUUUCAGUAACAACAACAUCUGGAGGGCCACAGGCUCCCCAUCCCUGGCUUAAGUUGUAACAAAAUUUGGGGGGGGGAGCCUGGGAGAGAUAAUACCAAGCCAGCUCUCUCCUCAUUGACCUCCUUUUUCACCCCAGAAUGGUGUCAAGGCAGUGGGGGACGAACCAUUCUGCAGGAUGAGGAUGCCACAAGCAAGAUUGAAGGAGACUGGAAGCGGCUCAAUACACUUGGGCAUUAUCAGGUAACCGGUUUCCCUUCCACCCAGCUCAGGGCCAUCUAGAUGAACUACCCUGGAUUCCUAAUAUGUUUACCAUAGCCUGGGGAAAAUGGGAAAACGCGGUAGAGUUUGGGAGCAAGCCGCUUCCGAGCAGUACAAGGUGUGAGGGCUGUUCUGUAUUCCUUAGGAAUAUUUCUGGCAGGAAUCAGGAAAUAAAUAAUGCUUUGCACGCCAUAGAAGAUUUGAGGAGCGGAGUAGAGCAGGUUGCGAGGGGGGUGGAAGAGGGGGCCGUGCAUGUGAGUGUCUUGACCAAGCAAAGAACACUGGAUUACCUCAAGAAUACAGCUCAAGGAGUCAUACUCCGUACUGUUUGGAAGCUUCAGUGACAAACUGUAUUCUGGGGGAUUAUCCUAGCUCUCUUCUUGUGUGCUGAGGUAGAAAGAAGCUGAUUGUAGCAUAAUGGCUUAAGACUUCAAGGCAGGAAGAUCCCUGUUCAAAUCUUGUCUCCAUCAUAAAUUCACUAUGUUGGCCACUUAAGCCAAGCCACUGUUCUCUCAGGUUCACAAACACAUAUGCUUGCACACCCUCCCAUAUAAUAAUAAUAUUGGCCUACUUUACAAGGCUGUUACAAAGAUAAUGCAGGUAAAAUGCAUUGAAAAUUGCAAAUGUAUUAUUAUUAUUAUUAUUAUUAUUAUUAUUAUUAUUAUGUCAAUUUUUGUUCUCUCCCCCCCCCCCCUUUUAACCCCAUCUUUACCUGUCCCACCCCUGCCAUCCCUGCCAUUCAAUGUGCAGGUAGCAGAUGGCUCUGCAGUGGCGCUGGUUCCUAGGCAGGCAUCGGGCUACAAUAUAGCCAGCUCUUUCACUUUCACCCACUCGCUGAGCCGCUAUGGUAAGGAAUGACACAUCCUGCUCAACACUCCCCAUUCCCUCUAAUGCUUGGCUGCUCUAAGUGACCAAUGGCUCCUGCCUUUCUCUCUCUGACAAGGUAACACAAUGUUGUGCAAAGUUAUGCUGUGUUUUUUGGGUGGUGGUGGAGUCGAAUUCAGCUCCCCACCCCCCACCCCAUUGCCCCUAAAGUUUGAGAGGAUGAAAAUGCAUCUUCCAUCCUUCUGUACACUCUAUACAAGAAUCUUCAACCUCCUGUCCUGCCCCCCCCCAAAUUAAUUCUGUGCUCAGACAAUCCAUAUUUUGGAUUAUUCAGUCUAUAUACACUAAUUUAUGCAAAUUUACAUACUUCUUCCAUUUUUCAUAAUUUCUCAUUGUUAGCCAUGGGUUUAGUCACUGCCCUCAACCGCUGGAACUCUUAUUCAGCCGCACUUCCUCAAUAUAAUUAUUAUUAAAAGCUGAUGCUGAAUUCUGCACAUCGUGUUGCCUGUUUUGUGCUUCCUCUUCAUUCCUGCUGAAUCACAGCACAUGCACAGGUCCACGAAGCUGGAAUUAAUGCACACAGGGGUGCUGUGUCCUUGGCCUUGUUCUCAGAGUCCAUAGAGCUGGUCACAGCUCUUUCCUGACCUGUUGGCUCUUUUGCAAUGCCAUCUGUCAGUGUUUCACCUGAGCCCUCCUGAGCCGAGAAUGCAACCUUGUGCAGGCAGCAUUUUUCUGUUGUCCAUCUAUGUGACCUGGUUCCCUGCUGUAUACAAUGUGAACUGGAGCGUAAGAAGAUUUGUCCUUCACAAGUGAAGUGUCCUUUCUUACUGUGUGACACAGCAAGCCUCUGGCCUUUUGUGGCUUGCCCUAUUAUCACCUAAGCCAGGUGGCCUUUCAAGGAGGGCUAUUGCCACGUCCAAACUUCUUAUCCCUAAGCUUUCUUCCAGCACCACCCUGGCCUGGCUGUAAUUAUGUUUGCUAUUCCAAGCCUGGAAUGCAUGUAAUUUUACUGCCACUCCCACUCUGUGGCUUUGUGGUUGGAGGGGAACGGGGAGUGGUUCACUUGGCCUAUGGAGCCUGGUGGUUUUGGUAUUACCAGUACCUGCUUGGGUGCAGGCACUCUUCAAGGCUGAAUAAAUGCAAACCUGUCCUUCAGGUGAGCUUCUGGUGUAGAGCAAAGAUUGAAAGGAGGUGCAUGGGACCCAGGCUCUUGAGGGUUGGUCUUGAGGGCUGACAUGGGCAAAGCUCAUAAGAGGUUCUUGCUCGUCCCCCCCCCCCCCAAUCUUCCACAGAGAGUUUGCUCCGCACCUCUAGCAGUCCAGAGAGCUUGCGCUCACGAGCCCCCAUCCUCACUCCGGAUCAAGAUUCAGGUACCCGUCUCUGGCAUUUAGUCAAGAACCACGAGCAUCUUGGAGACCCUAAGGAGGGGGAACGAGGGAGCAAGAUGGUGUCUGAGAUCUACCUCACAAGGCUCCUUGCCACCAAGGUAUGUCAUGAAAGGAACUGAAUCACUGAAAUGGGGGCUUGGCUAGUUUUAAAAGCUCCUUGCCCAAACCAGGCAGGCAGAAGAUUCUGUACCAAUCUGUAAAUCAAUCCGCGGCAGACAUUUUUCCUUGAAAACUGCCAAGGAAAAGAUAUUUUUUGUGUGCUUAACCUAAAAGUGACUUCCUGUUCCUGUUUUUGUUUUAAAAGAACCUCAUUGCAGUUCUCCCUGAUAUCCUUUUUAACAAUUGAAGAAUUAUCACUCUAUUUUCCUCUGCCUUGUUGGUAUUUUCUCUUUGGUAUAUGAAACGCAUUGAGCUUCUUCUUCCAACCUUUCAUUAUAUAACCUACAGAUCUCUGUAGUUCUAGUCUUCAACAAAGCCCUAUUGGAGCGGGCCCAGGUUAAGAGUGAGGCGAGAGGGGGCACGUGCUCCAGGCAGCAGGUACAGGGGGCCCACAAAACAGCAUCCAAAACAGCCAUCCGGGCACUUGCAUGGCAAGUCGUUGCAUUCCAACCAACCAUCUCUUCCAAUAAGUAAAGCAUAGCCAGGAAUGCAAGGAGUCACUGAAUGUGUGCUUGAGGGGCAGCUGUUCUAUGGCCAGUUGCAGCUUACUCACCACUUCUAGGAGGAGGAGGCUGGCUGUAAAAGGGGCACCUCCUUGCUCACCCCAGGAAGAGAAAGGUGAGGAGCCCAGCGGCAGUGGGAUGACACAAGGAGAGUUUCUCCCUUUGUCCCUCCCUGGUUGCUCCUUGCUUUCCUCUUCCUGGGGCAGACAAGGAGGGCAGACCUUUCUACAGCAGCCAGCAGAAGGCAGCAGUGCAGCCUUUGCCUCCUAGGGCAAAUUCUGUAGAUCUCACACUGUCUUGGGGGAGACAUUUCCCCACAGUCCUCUUCAUGUUUCUGGCCUUGUUUAGUUUGGAAAAGGACUGUAGCUUAGUGGCACCGCCUCUGCUUUGCAUACGAAAGGUCCCAGGUCCAGUCCCCACUGGCAUCUUCAUGUCUGACUGGGAGACCCCUGCCUGAAACCCUGGAGAGCUGCUGCCAGUUAGUGUAAACAAUACUGAACUAGAUGGAUCCAUAGUCUGACUCUGCACAAGGCAGCUUCCUGUGUUCCGACAGCGGUCAACCCUUCACAGAGGUGGCCUGAACUCGUCUCCUGGGGCAGGGCACGCUUUGCACCACAGCCUGUCUGGAUUGCAGGGGUGUGAUCAUUGGUGCCUCUGGCCUGGGCCUUGUGGCGAACUCACUGCAGCUUCCAGUGUCUGCCAGCUGACAUCUAAGCACAGCGCAGAUACUUUAUGGACAUGGCAUGUGAUGCCACUGUCACCAAAACAUUGCCUGACAGUGAGGAAGGAAUGCAGAGAAUGUGUCAUUUGGGGUCUGAGUUGUGUGAGAUUGUUUGUGUAAUGUGAUGUGCAUACACAUGUGAUUUUUGUUUGUAUUCUACCAUUCUGCUCAUUCUAUUCUAAUCAUGUUACUUUAAUCCAGUAUUUGACUGUAAUACAUUUAGUAGCAUUUUGUGGUGCUGCUCUGGUGUAGUGGCUAAGAGUGGGCUGACACGGUUUUAUUGUUGUGAUUUAAUUUCAUUGCUCUGGCUUCCUUUAAAAAGGGAGUUGGGUGUUGAUCUUUUUAUGGUAAUAAGAAACACUAAACCAGGAGGUCCUCAGUUCAGAUCUUGUCUCCACCAUGAAUUUAUUUAAUGGUGUAAGGUAAGUCACUGUCCUCACAUCUGCAAAAUGGGGAUAUGUUGUUACAACUUUACAUAGUUAUUACAGGGAUUAUUGAGAUAAAGUACAAAUACAAAUGCCAGUUGUAAUUUAAUGAACAUGAUUUAUAGACCACUUAAUUAUCAAAAUUUCUAAGUGGUAGUAAUACUACUAUUGUGUACACUUUCCUUUUUAAACUGGCGAUCAGUACCCUUUUAUUUAUAAUAAAAACAAACACAGUGCCUAAGAUUUCCAUAAGUUGUACCUAUGUUAAAAGAUAAGAGAGUCACUGGCUGCAGGCUCACAAUUGAAUAGAUACAAAAGGAAAAGGAAUGAGGAGGGAAGAGAAAAGCACUGGAGCAGCUGCUUCUUCACUGGCCAAUGGAUGGGGCCAAGUUGUCUCCCCUUCGUCAUGUUUUUCCUGGGAGCCAGAAGAUGCAACCUCCAAGUGACCCUUGUUCCCCUGGCUUGUGUUAGAGGGCGGAGGGUGCGUCCCUUCAGCUCUGCAGGUCUGCUUGCAUAAUUCUUAUUUUAAAAAAUAUUUUCAUUGAUUUUGUUAGAUUACAACAAAAAAUAUUACUCAGAAUGAAGAACAUAAAGAGGCAAAUAAUAAUUCCCCCCUAGCAAUGACUGUCUCUCAGCAAUACAUCAUCUGCUCACAUUAUAAUAAUAGUUGCCUUGCACAGUCUUUCAAAUACAGGCAGCUACCAUUUUAGGCGCAUCUACACAGGGCCAGAUUUAGGUUUGAUGAGGCCCUAAGCUACUGAAGGUAACGGGGCCCUUUAUAUGUCCAGCUGUCCUUUGUCAAGACCUCUCCUCCUACCCGAGGGGAGGGGUUGUGAGUGGGACCCAGUUCCUAUGUUGACAGUGGGGCGUUUCAGCCCCCUGCAUCCACUUUCCAGCUCCCGCGCCCCUUCAGCCAGCCAACUGGCCUGGCUUGGGGGCAGUGUCUAGCCACACUUAAGCAGCCGCGGCAGGGCUGCACCCUCACUUUGCUUCCAGAAUUUGACGGAUCACCCGCCCACCCUCCCUUUAGGUCAUCUCUACGCUUUUGACAUGGCUAUGGACCUUGGUUGGUUGCCUUGGUUGGCCAAGAAGCCUGGUAGGAAUUUUUAUCCAUUUGGCUAAUUGGCUCCAGCCUCUUGGUUUUUCACCUACCUCGUAGCAAAUGGUCACAACUUUUCGGGUAUUGGCAGUUAGGCAUUGGAAUAUGUGUGGUGUGUUGGAGGGCAGGUUGUGGCCAUCACCUACCCCUCACCUUUUGGGGAUUCCAUUAAAGGGAUCUGGCGGUCGUGGAUCCUGUCCUAUGCCCUACUGGUGGCUAGGGCCAUGGCACUACCCCGGGAAAGGGGAAGCUUCCAGUUGUAUUUGCAUCAACAAGCUCCUCCCACUGGUUGUUAACCCUUGAAUGACUCCCCGCUGAGCAGGGUGGAGUCAUGUAUAGAUUGUUUGAUCCAAUGCCUAAGCCAAUACCACUCACAUGCUGUAACCAACAAAGCUGUGGCCUUAUUUACCCCAUUAACCUAAAAUACAUGUGUCUUUGUGUCUUAUUUAUCCCUAAGCGGGUGGCAGGUCCUCGACUCACAACAACAAAUUGUUGGUUUUUUUGUGUUGAAUAUAUUCUAUAUGGUAAUUUAUGGACCUAAUAGGUAUCUAAAGCCAUUUGCCACUGUUGCUGUAUGUAGGUUUUUUUCCUUCUAAUUUUUUUGGGGGGCCCAAGAGAGUGGGGCCCUCAGCUACAGCUUGUUUAGCUUAUAUGCAAAUCCAGCACUGCAUCUACAGGGCGCGCGAUUGAUGAGGUGUGAAGAGGGAAGAACGGGGGUGGAGUGGGGGGGCAGAAUGGGGCAGGGCGGAUGGUGCUCGGCACAUGGGAGCUGGGAACAGAACCCUGGCGCAAAAUGGUCGUCGCCUGUAUCUCUUAAGGCUUAUCCAUUCUGCAAAUGAGAUUGGUGUCAAGCUUCCAAUUGAAUGGUCCCCUCAGGAGAAGUGGCAACCAUUUAAACUCGUGUAAAACUGGCUUACAAUGAAGUGUAGAUGUGCCCUUAUUUGAGACUGUGUCCCAAAUCAAGAAUACUAUGGCAGAGAUGAUUUGGGAGGCUACUGCAAUAGGAGAGUUCAAGAAAAUCAGGGACGGUGUCUGGAGCAGAAUAGUUAGGGAAACAAAAGGGAUUAGAUGUGCUUGUGAAUAUUAUGUAUACAAUUGCAAGAUGGAAGCGUGGUGCUAUUUUCCGUGGGAGUGCUCCCCAUGUUCUCCAAAUGUUGGCAGUUGUUCUCUCCAUCCAUCCAUCCCAGAAAUUGUUCUCUUCUGCUUCUUCAGGGCACAUUGCAGAAGUUUGUAGACGACCUGUUUGAGACUGUGUUCAGCACAGCACACCGGGCCAGCGCACUCCCCCUGCCCAUCAAAUACAUGUUUGACUUCCUGGAUGAGCAGGCAGAGCGAAGGCAGAUUGGGGACCCUGACGUGCGACAUACCUGGAAAAGCAACUGGUGAGACCUUUGGCUUUGGCCCUUUGGCCACCAGCCAGUACCCUAAAGUAAUAAAUCUUCUUCUUUGGUGAUCACUUGUAGCCGAGUAAGAUUGUCUUCCAUGAAUGUGGUCUUAACAGUGAGUCCGUAAGUGACUGUGGAGCCCCAUCCUUCCACAGUGGGGACAUAGGUUUCUGAGCGGGUGUUGAUCAUGUUGAGGAUUCGCCAAAUGUGCCUUCCUCUUAGCUCAUUUUUCUUUUUCUUCCUGAGUUUGUGCUUCUUCAAAGUCCAUGACACCUUUGGCAGAGGCUAUUCUCCAGUUGGAGCCCUCACUGGCCAGUGUUUCCCACUUGUCGGUAAUGGUAGGGAUCUGGCGGCCAGUGUGCCUAUCCUGGCUGUGGGUAACUGACAGCUGGCAUAUCAUAUUUAAGCAGAUGGGGAAAGAUUUUUUAGCCCUAAGGAAUCUUUGCACAGCUACUACCAGAUUGGCUUUGUGUAUUGCUCUUGGCCAGCCUUCAGCCAUUCAUUUUUCCAGGCUCUGUCCUACCCUUCCUUGAUUGAACAAAUCUUCUUUAGGAAGAAAUUUUCGCCCCAAGGAAUCCAGUGCUCAUGACCCCUAAGUGUUUGAUGCCAGCCAACUCUCCCCCACCUCCCAUGACCCCAAGGACUUUGCUAAUCCUCCAUUCCUCUACUUCAGGGAUUGUCAGGGGCUGGCAGGACACUGAUGAGUGUGCACCAAGGGAAUGGGGGCUGGAGUGGGGCUCAGGAGAGGGUGGGGUCAGUGGUUUGUGGAGACCUGUACCAGCCAGGAGGCAAGAAUAGGAGGUAGGGGAAGCUUCAGAGCUGGAGGAAGAGGCAGGCCAGGCAAGUGAAGGGCCGGGUGCUUUCCCAUCCUCUUCUGCACCACCAUCUCCUAGAACCAGAAGAUAAUUUAAGCAGCAGAGGAAGUUUCCAUGCAGAUGUAGUCUCCAGCUACGUUUGUGCAGCCUGUCAGGGGAAGGUACAUAAAUGGGUGGAGGGGGAAUGUUCCCCCAUUGCUGCAACUGCUCCCUAGAGCACCGACCUGGGAAUAGCUGCCUAGAUGCUAAACUGGUGUGUGUAUUUAUUCUACAGAGCUGUAGAAAUGACUCUGUUACCAUUGACAACAAAGAGUUAACUCUUUGGCAUGUGCAUUCCUUUGGCUGGGGAGCACCCUUGACUGGGAUGGAGGAAGGCCAUGAUGACUCUCAGCUAUGGGAUGUUACCUUCGUGGAGCACAGUCUGGCAAACAAGGAAGUGCUGUCUACAGGAAAUGGGCUGUAGGAGUCCUUUAAAGGGGCAGUAUCCAGUUCACUCGCUCCAUUUGCACAAGAAUAACAGAGGAGCGCCCCUGCACCCUAUACUCUCCCAAAUCUGCUCCAGAGGUUUGAAGAAACCCCUAGAUCAAUUUGGAUCUAGUGGUGAAUGUUCUUUUGUGCAGAAAUCCUUGCACUGACAUGAGCUUUCACGUAGCACUACUCAGGAUACAACCCAUUGGCUUUGAUCUCUGUGUUUUCCCAGCGUAUCAAAACAAACAAAUGAAAAACCCUCAACAAAACAUGAGUAUUGAGCUUCAACCUCUGUAAUUUCCUCACCACCACUGCCCUAUCCCUAUCUAACCCUUUGCCUCUCAUGUGUGACAGUGGGUCUUUUGAAGCUUCAUCUUUCUUCCUUUCUUCCACUGCAGCCUGCCCUUGAGGUUUUGGGUGAACGUCAUCAAGAACCCACAAUUUGUUUUUGAUAUCCACAAAAGCAGCAUUACAGAUGCUUGCCUCUCUGUGGUGGCCCAGACCUUCAUGGACUCGUGCUCCACCUCUGAGCACCGCCUGGGCAAGGAUUCCCCUUCAACAAAGCUGCUCUAUGCCAAGGACAUCCCUGUCUACAAAGGCUGGGUGGAAAGGUGAGCUACAGAGAGGGGUCACAUCAAGUUGUGUUGCCUGUACAACUGCAGAGGUGGGAUUGACCUCAGCACAUCAUCCCAAGGCAUUAUAAUGUUGGUAGGUCUUUACUGUACGAGGAUAACAAGAUCCUGCCUGAAACUUGGUUCCUUGAAUGAGGGGGUGUUUGGAUGAGGGCCAUCCUCCAACAGGUUGGAAAAGGAAUGCUGUGGCUUUCCACGAGUUCAGGACAGUCAGGAAGGGCAGGAGUCUUUGAGGGUGGGGGGGACUCUGUUACCUUGGCCUCUCUUAGCAUCUUUGGAAAGGAGGAAUCACCACUGCUGCUGUUCCACACACACAAGCGGCACACUGGAUGGGGCAGAGUUGCUGUUCUGGCAUCCUGAAGGUGGGUUGCUGUUGCUUACCAGUGAGGGAGAGAGGUGGGGGUGGGGGAGGGCAGUGUGGCGCAAAAGCACUGGCAGAAUCAAAUCAGCCCUCCUGCCAGUGUGUUUGCACCAGACUGAUUUCCACGCUGCCUCCCUCGGUAAACAACAGUGGUCUGCAAUGAAGCUAGCAUAGUGAGUCUGCCACUUCUGUCUCUAAACUGACCUCCCUAAUCUAUUGCCAGUUUCCUUAAAGCACUAGCUGAUUCAUCUUGACUAGGCAAUGGAGGGUGCUCCUGGAGGAAGCAAGGACCUGUUCAUCAACCUCUAGGCCAGGGGUAGGCAACCUAAGGCCCGGAGGCCGGAUGCGGCCCAAUCGCCUUCUAAAUCUGGCCCACAGACAGUCCGGGAAUAAGCGUGUUUUUACAUGAGUAGAAUGUGUGCUUUUAUUUAAAAUGCAUCUCUGGGUUAUUUAUGGGGCAUAGGAAUUCAUUCAUAUUUUUUUUUUCAAAAUAUAGUCUGGCCAACCACAUGGUCUGAGGGACGGUGGACCGGCCAACAGCUAAAAAAGGUUGCUGACCCCUGCUCUAGACUGAGGGAUAGUCUUGGCCCGCAAGCACAUUUUCCCCAAAUCAUACCCACCUGUUAAUCAUUUCACCAGGAUGUGUUUCUAAUCACCUGCUAGCAAAUCCUUUUAGCUGGAGGUACCUGGAAUUAAACCUGUGCCCUUCUGUGUGAAAAGCACAUGUGCUUUGCUGUAGAGCUAUGGCUUCUCCCAAGCCAGAGUUUGACCUCCACACAUGGGUUCCUUCAGUGUUGAAGUGAACACAGCUCACGUUUUGAAGGUUAUCUGUUGCACCAUAUAAGCCAUGAUAAAACAGGGGUUAUGUAGUUGUCUAUGCCUCCACGCUGUAAGUAUUUGGCCUAAGAGGUUCAAAUACGUACCAAAACUUUUAAGUUUGCACAAAGUGGAUCAAAGGGCUCUGUCAUCCUGGUGCAAUAAAUACAAUUCUAACAAAAAACCCAAACAUUUUUGCCAUUUGGAAAGUGGCAGGGAAACGCAAAUAUUCAAGAAAGAACAAAUUCUCAAUAAUCACCAGUUGUAGCCUAAUCACCAUGUAAGCUUUGUGCAAGCAAAUCAGGAUGAAUGCUCAGUAAAUACCCCCCUUGGCUCCUAUAGAAGGAAAAGUGGGAUAUAAAACUAAUUAAUUAAUUAGGUCAUCUGGAGGAGCCAUAUGGCUCUGUAUUCAACAUGGCAAAAUCUGGAGCCUUCAUUUAUAGCUUCCAUUCAUAGGAGGGACUGCAAUGCAAUAAACAUGCACAUUUAUUCACUUUGGUUUGUGUGGAAACCCUCUGCUGACGUGGGAGUGUUGAUCAAUCUUCUCUCCAAGGAAUCCAAAAGCUAUGCAUAUGUUUACCAGGUACUAUCGGGAUAUCACCAAGAUGGCUUCCAUCAGUGACCAAGACAUGGAUGCCUAUCUAGUGGAGCAAUCACGGCAGCACGCAGGCGAAUUUAACACACUGGGUGCACUGGGGGAGCUCUACAGCUACGUGGGGAGGUACCGUGAUGAGGUGAGGCUCCAGCCCAACUCUUUCCUUCCUAUUUGUUUUUCCCCCUCUCUCACCACAAUUUUCUCACAUUGUUUUCAACCUGUUAUUCAGCUAUGCUAUAAAUCUGAUGAGGAUAGAGCCUAAUUUGGACCCUACUGCAGAUCCUCUGUAAUUAAAUUGCUCAUGGGGAGGAAUUUAAGGUACCGUAGUAAGUUAAGGCACCACCGUCUACUGCCUUAUUGGUUAUCCUGUUCCCUUCUGUUUAGCCCUUGACACUCUCCUAAGAACACCCUACAUCUCAAUAGCCGGGGGUAGUGUAUGAGAGGGAUAGGGAAUCUGGACACCCUCCAGAUGUAGGUGGACUCCAGCUCCCAUCAGACCCAGUCAGCAUGGCCAGUGGUUCCAGAAGACGAGUUGGAAUCCAACAACAUCUGGAAAGUCCACGGGUUUCCCACACCUGGCUUAGGACUCCAGAGAAGGUAGAAUGACAAAUGGAGACCUCUGCUCCAUGUUUAUCCCUCUCACCUACACAUUUCCCCCGUUUGGAGCUUUCAUGCCAUAAAUCUGUUCCUUACCUAGCAUGCUGGAGAAAACAGAGAUCCCCUGCUGCCGCCACCAAGAACUGAAGGCAUUUUGAGAGGAACUGCUGCUUGUGUGUCUGUAUGCACACUCCUUGCACUCUCACCUUCAAUAAGAAAGUGUUGUCCGCUCUUCCUGCUUUUUAUUUCCGAAACCAGAAGUGGCAGUGGGCAGGGCAAAAGAACCGUGUCUCUCUGAAAGUGCAUUAUGACACUCUUUAAAACAUGGGUCGCCAACCUUUUUGAGCCACUGAGCACAUAUGGAAUUCUGAGCUGCUGUUGGGGGUGGCACAACAAAACAUGGCAACUGCAUAGGAAAAAGAAACAACCACAAAAUCGCAUGGGCAUGCCUCCCCAUUAGUGGGGAAAAGUUGGUCACCACUGCACUCACUCAUAGAGACAAGCUCUUCACCCCUCUCCUCUGUUUGGAGUGGAUGGGUGGGUGUUCAAUCCUGGCAUCCCACAAAAUGUGUCCAUGUUAAAGGGGACACAUUCCAAGGUGAGAGACUGAGCAAAUGUUCACAGGAACUGAGCAGGAAGAGCAAAAACUCUGGUGCAUUGCAAUGUUUUGGUGGAUAUUUACCAGCCCUACCUAGAGAUGCCAAGGACCGAAUCUCAGACCUUCUGCAUGCAAGCCAGAUGCUCUAGCCGAAGCCCUUCCCAUGGGAACGCCGUCGGCAAGCUCUGAUUUAAAACUAUUGCCUGAUUCCAGGUGACAGGACAGACCCCAUAAGCCUUUCUCUUUGUCUCCUGCCCCUUUCCCAGUUUUACCAGGUACUUCUCCAUCCUAGGGCCCAUCUCUUAUUCCCGUUUUGCUCCUGGAAGUUUGGGGCUUAGUCCCGCCUGACCUUUUUUUUCCACCUUUCUCUUUCCUUCCCUUUAUUCCGGACCCUCAUGUUUUCCCAACCCAUGGCCUGUCCACCCAUCAGAUCCUGACAGCGCUGGAACGUGAUGCCGCCUGCCGAAAACACAAAUUGAGGCUGAAGCUUGAACAAGUCAUCACUCUCGUUUCUGGAAAUAGCUGAGAGUGAUGGGGGGGGGAGGGAGAGUGGGCAGGGGGGGCACGCAUCCAGGAUAGACGUAUCAGAAAAAAGGACUCUACCUCCAGCCUUGACUUGUGGCCCCCCAAGGGUGACAGACUUGACAUUUUUAACCUCCCUGUCAACAAGAGACGUGUGACCUCUUGCCCUGUAAGGCUGAAAUCCUGGGGUUUCAGAAAGAGGCUGUGGUGCCCACCCCCUCCCUACCUUCAGCCUGGAAGCAAUAACCAGCACCCUUUCCUCAGCAUCUGAAUUGGGAGGAGCAACUCAGAGUGAACAAUAAGGUUGGGGUGCAGCCAGAUAAUGCCCCCCUCAAGCUGGCAGCUAAAUGGAGACCCCUCACCCCAAAUGUUUGUGGACCCUCCCCUUAAUCAUCCAGACCAUUCCCUAGCCCCCCACUCCUUGUUGGUAGCUGGUGGAAUUUGCCCUUGUUCUGUUUUCUUUUGGUAACCAUGGCAAUCAGAUAUUUUUAAUCCUUACCUGACAAACCCCCCACCCUCUCACCCCCACCCCACCUGUUGUGCCCUCUCCGGGUGCAGUGCCUUACUCAUUAAUUUAUUAUUGCAUCUUGUUAAGAUUAUUGGCUGUAAAUGAUUCCAUUCCCUGGGUGUAGAGAUUUCAGUGUAAAAAGUCCUCCAUUCCUCCCUGCCCCAUCCGCAUCCUUCGAGUCUGUGUAAAUAUUUGCACUGCAGCCUGGAGGGAAUCGGUCCCCCACUCCUCCCCAAAAAUAAAAGAAAACUACACUUUUAAAUCCCCCACUGGGGUUAAGGAGCUGGGGUGGGGGAAAUAUCCCUGCAGCUGCAUGGGCUUUUUAUUGGUUCAUUUUAUAAUUAAUUUUUCUUUUGCUAAAUAAAAGCGUGGAAAAAUG
This is a messenger RNA of Podarcis lilfordi (Lilford's wall lizard), 70371 nucleotides long. The record is from the annotation of a GenBank genome assembly. Lineage: Eukaryota; Metazoa; Chordata; Lepidosauria; Squamata; Lacertidae.